CGACUACGUUUCAUUCAAUUAGACUGCUGCCGAAUGGUUAUUAAAUUUAGUUAGACUUAUUAAUUUACGUUUUAGCCUUUGACUUAUGCAAUUUGGUAAAUUGUCACUUUAGACGUAUAUUUGAGGGCUGAGUAGUUGACCAGUAAGUCCCAGAGUCCCAGUAACUGAAUCACUAAAACUUCACUCACUGGAUCACUGCUAAGUCUAUUUUAUUGAACUGCUCGUCAAUUUUAUAAAAUUUUGGGCCUUUUAUAACAUAUAAAUACACUCAAAGUCUUACGCCUUGCUAACCCCAAAUUUGCAAGUUAAGAAACAAUAGUAGAUUUAGUUUUAAAAACUGGCUAGUCUAAUCAUUUGCAACAUUUAUUUUUUUAUUUUUUUUUAUGUCUUGUUAUGGCCCUUGUUUUAGCCUACUAGUUUUUAGUUAGCUCAUGACAGGUUCAUUUCAUUCAGUUGAUUCCAUAAAUUUCCAUUCAUGCAACACCAUUCAGGAUUUAGUAGUGAGAUCUCUUAACUAAGUCAAGGUCCUCUUUUGACUUGAUAUUUAUAUUAGUCCAGAAAUAGGAGCCUAUUAAAUUUUAUUUCUAGCAUAUAUAUCAUAAUAUAUGAUUCAUAUUGAGAUUUAUUUUUAAUGCUAAAAUUAUUGACUGUCAGUUGUCAUUGUAUAGAAUAACAAUAAAUUAAUAAUACUUAUAUUUAUUGUAACUUUGGCAUAUUAUUUGUAUUAACAAUAAAGUAAAUAUAAUUAUAUAUAAAUGGUUAUACCAGUCACCAGAGAAAUAAGUUUGUAAGUCAGCAAGUUAAUUGAACUUUUUAAGUGUUACCCUGACAUAACUCAGAAUUGACUGAGUUGAAUUGACAUAAAGAUUAAUAAGUGCUAAAGGAUGCUUGUACUUGUAUGACUCUGUCAACUAUGUUCCUAUAAUCUUUCCUAUAAUAAUCAAAUGUUAAAGUUAUAUUUACCAAAGAUUUUUUUUUUUUUUAUCCAUCAGAUAUUAUGCAUUUAAGAUUGCUACUUAAAAAUACUUCGAAGAAAACCGCGAAAGUAACUUUUACAUUAAUAAGAAUUUGAAUUUCUCGAAGUCCUAUUCCUCUCUGAUGAUGGCCUCUGAUCUGAAAUGAAACUGAAGUCUGGAUAUGUGUUGUGCAUUUCAAUGAAUAAUAUUAAAAUAGUAUCAUUGUAGUGAAAUUAAAAUAUCUUUAAGAUGGCUACAAAUUUCGUGCAUAUUGGAGAUAUUGUCUCCCUUUAUGCUGAAGGCAGUGUCAGUGGAUUUUUAUCAACCCUUGGGUAAGUUUAAAUUAUUGGUCAAUAUUUAAUAUAUUUGAGGGCUUGGCUGUUUCAGAUUUAGCAGCCCACGUCGACUUUGUUUUGGAUUCACUCCCCUUAAUUUUUUUGUUAAAAGAGUUACAUUUUCGGAAUUAAAAUUUAUUUUAACUUGCUCGGCUUCUUUUUUCAGUUUAAUGUCAUUUAGUUAGACAGAUGUUACCUAUAACAUUUCAACAAUUGAUCAAAACCAUUUCAAUGUUUUAGCCUUGUAGAUGACAGAUCUGUUGUACAGCCUGAUGCAGGAGACCUAAAUAAUCCACCCAAAAAGUUCAGAGGUAUAAAUUGAUGGAAAAUAAAUGUACAUUAUUAAUCUGUAGAUGUCCAUUAAAUAUUUAAAUAUUCAAAUGUGCAUAAAAUAGUAGGCUAUUAUAGUCUAAAGAUUAUCAUUUGUAAAGUUUUCCUGUUAGCAAAAUUCUUCCUACCUUUUUAUACUGUUAAAAAAGUGAUGUUUUAAAAAAAAUAAAUGGUUCUAAUAAUUAGUUUGUGAUUUCUAAUACAUGUGUCAUGUAGAUGAUGAUGGUGAAAUUUAUUUCUUAUUAGUUGUGCAGUUUAAUUUUUUGGUAUGUAUGCCUUUUAGCAGACAAAAAAAGAGCUUAAAAUUUUGUUGAUUUAAUUUUUCAGACUGCUUAUUUAAGAUAUGUCCUAUGAAUCGCUACUCUGCCCAGAAACAGUUCUGGAAAGCUGCAAAGCAGACUUCAUCUAUGCCAGAUUCUGUUCUAUUGCAGCGUCUGAAAGUAAUACUUUCUUUUUCUCUCAUAUCUGUCUUUAAUUUCAACCAAAAAAGCAACAAACCCCACCCAGCGUUUUUAAAUCAUUUUUGGUUUAUUGAUAUUUUCAACCUAUCAAAUUAAUGUUGUCUGCACGUCAUUGAUGUUUAUUCCUUUAAACUCACAUUACACUUAUUUCAAGCUUGACAAUUUAAUUUGUGCACAUCACUUUUUGUAUAUUUUUAUAGGUAACUAAAUGUUUUGCUAUAAUCAACUUAAACUGUCUAUUGUAAAGUAAACUUCUCGAAUACCAGUCACAAGAUCUAUUUUUUCACUUGGAUAUUUUAAAAAGCUUCUGAACGUUUUUGUAUGAUUUAUCACAGAUUACAAUGCCAAGUUAUUAUUUUCAGCAUGCCGCUGAGCUGGAAAAGAAACAAAAUGAAACUGAAAUAAAAAAACUAAAGGGUACUGAAGUACAGUACAGCCAUGUGAUUCAGGUACAAGAAUCUACCUACAGCCUUUUCUUCGAUCAAUAUAUUUAUUUACUGACUUUACUAAGGAAAGAAAUAUUUUUAAAUACAAAAAAUCAAUUGCAGGAAUACUAACCUACAAAAACUGGCAAAAAUUUUAAAUUGUUUAAAACUGACACAUCAAGAAAUGGACCACAGUAGCUCAUAAAAGUAUUUACAAAUCUAUCUAUAUCUAGACAUUUUAUUUUUUACACUUAGUGAAUAUUAACAAUACCGGUAUAUAUUUUAUUAUUAUUUAAAAAAAAAAUUUUUUGUGCACAUCCUCUAGCUGCUGCAUGUGAAGAGCAACAAAUUCCUAACAGUAAACAAGCGCUUGCCAGCAUUGUUGGAAAAGAAUGCCAUGAGAGUUAUCCUAGACAGCUCUGGAAAUGAGGGCUCUUGGUUUUAUAUACAACCCUUUUAUAAGCACAGCUCUCCAGGGGAUAAGGUACUUCAAAUCUAAUAAUCAGCUUUAUCUCGGGUUAAAUUAUUCUGAUUUAUUUUUUUUAAUUAAAAAUAUAUUUACUCUAUGAUUAUGAAAAAAAUUCUGUUAAUCAAAAUAAAAUUUAACAAUAAAAUUCGCAAAUCAGAUAUACAAUUAGAAGCAAUCUAGCUAUGCCAUAAUUUCAUAGCCAAACACUUAAUAAUUUUAAUGUAAAUGUUUCCCACAUUUUUUUGCUCUAUUUCUUUUCCACAACCUAUAAACUAUAAUACCCUGCAGGUUGUGGUCGGUGAUAAGGUUGUACUGAACCCAGUCAAUGCUGGUCAACCUCUGCAUGCCAGUAACUGUGACCUGGUGGACAAUCCUGGAUGUAAGGAGGUUAACUCAGUUAGCAGUAACACAUGCUGGAAGGUCAUGCUGUUCAUGGACUACAAGGAGAAUCAAGAUGAUGUUCUCAAGGGGGUAUGUUUGAUGCUUUGAAAUGGCUCACUUGAGGCCUCUCUUUUUGUUUUAACUUUGUCUCUCUCUUAUUUGUUUCUUCUUCACAGCCUUUCUAAUCUCUCAGCUCUCUAUCGUUCUUUUCUUUUGCCAAGAUUUCUGUAUAAUUAAAUCCAAACUUUUCAUCUGAAUACUCCUAGGGGGAUGUGGUUCGGUUGUUUCAUGCAGAGCAAGAAAAGUUUCUGACAGGUGAUGAGUAUAAAAAGCAACAGUACGUUUUUUUGCGCACAACUGGAAGAACAUCAGCAACUGCUGCUACCAGUUCCAAAGCAUUAUGGGAAGUUGAGGUGAUUAAUUAGACGAAAAAUGGUAGUAUGACAUUAUAUUAUAGAAAAUCAGUCUUCUACAAUUAAUACAUUUUUGGACUUUUCAGUAUGCAAUCUUAUGGCAUAAUAAUCCAUGGCUUGCGUUAGCUUUUACUUAAAAGUUUGGUUUUUUUCUGAACUUAAGUGGAAUAAAAAUGUGGUUUUCUUUACCCCUCACAUUUUUAUUCUCACUUAUUUACUUAAAAAGAUAGUCUUAAAAUUAAAUCUUGUUUUAGAUAAAGUAUCUUUUCUUUCUAAAAAAUAAGGUUGUGCAGCAUGAUCCUUGUCGUGGUGGAGCAGGACACUGGAACAGUUUAUUUAGAUUUAAACAUUUGGCAACAGGACAGUAUCUCGCUGCAGAGGUAAAUACUCUAUGAUACAUUAAAAAACUUUACAUAUCUAUUUACAUCUGUAUGUUUUAGUGACUGUUGCAAAGAAAAGUUAAUGCAAUAUUAGCAGUUGUCCCUCCAUAAAGAAUAGGAUGUGAAACAUUUCAAAUGAGAAGAACCUCAACACAGAAGAACAAGGUUAACUUAAAAUCAUGGGGAUAGAAAUAUUUGUUUUUUUCAAAGAAUUUGAUUAAAAAAAACAACCUGACAAUGUCAUAAAAAUCAAGAAUUAUGAUACAAAGUCAAAACAAGUAAACAUUUUAAGCAUUAGAUAAUAAGGGGCUAAACAAUAGAGAUAAACACUCAGUUUUAAAAUUUUUGCCAUUCAUUAAGUCACCUUUAAUUUAUAUAGGUUGAUACUGAUCCCACAACUGAUGUCACACGCAAUAAGCUUCGAGGUCAGCCCAACCUACCUGUAUAUUGCCUUGUCUCAGUUCCACAUGGCCAUGACAUAGCAUCCAUUUUUGAGCUGGAUCCAACAACCAUGAUUAGAACAGAUUCACUUGUACCAAGGUGAUCUAGUCUAUAUACCAAAAAAUCAUCACUUUUAAAGUGAACCUUUUCAUAAUAAAACAAAAAAUAUCAUGACUUGUAAAUACAUGCCACAAUUGUAUCCCAUUUUAUUUGUAUUAUUUUCUUAAAGUGUCCCUUAACUCUUUCUCUCCGGAUCAAUGCUCCCAUUGUCAAUUUUAUAUGAGAUUUCGGACGGAUCGACGAUGGGAUCAUCAAUGUAUAAAAACCUGUUUAUUUCGGUUCUUUUCUUAGCUAUUGGUUUGUAAUUACUUUUAAUAAAAUCUAGAAUGAUUUUCCUUUGAUGAACAUCCGGUUUUUUCUUUAUUUCAAGGAGUUUUUACAUAGAACGAAGUAUUUGAAGCGGUUGUUUUGAUUGUCCAUUUUAGUUUUGUUUACAAACACGAAAUCUUGACCUGACCCAUCUGGUGAUCGAUCCAAUAAAGGCUGAAAAUAUUACUCUGAUGACGAUUCAGACAGUGAUUUUAUGAUUUCGGAUGCAGAGGCUGACUCUGAUGAAUCGCUUAAUUAUAAUCCUAGUACUACUAGUAUUAGUGGUACAAGUGAUGAAAUUGAUAAUUCACCAGCUGAUGAACAACCAGCCCCGCACCCAGCUAAAGUGCCUUCUAGAAGAGUUAAUAUUGUUCCUACUAUAAAUAAUUUAGAUUCCAAAAGGAAACCUGCUGAUCUUAGCACUGAAAUUGAGUGCAAUUUCAGAUUUUUACGUUUGAAAAAUAUAGGCGUAAAUUUGGAGUUUGUAUUGUGACUAGUAAGUCAAAUGACCUUGACAAUUUUUUUUACUUUGCUAGACACACAUAUUAUUCACAAGCUUGUACUCUCAAUAAAUGAGUAUGCUUCCUACAGAAUUAAAAUCAACACUCCAACAAGACUUAUUGAAGUAAAACAUGUGCCUAUUAGCUCGAAAAAGGACAGUUUGCAAAAAAUAUAGAGCAGGGCGAACUGUACAGGUAUAUGUGUAUCAAUAUGGAUUGUUUUCAGGCUUACCAUAGCUAAAUCCCAGAUGAAAAGAAAUGACAAAUUUAUGGUAAAUUUUCAUUUUACCAUAGUAAAUGUUAGUACAUACAAGGAUAGAGUGCAAAUAUUUUCUAAAAGCAGCUAAUUGUUUCCGGUGAAAAUAGUUUUUUUUUGGACAUUUUUUGUGUGGUGGUGACAAUGGAUAAUGUGCUCUGGUGUUCCAUUUUUUUAUUUUUUUAUUUUAAUGAGAUCUUUAUUAUUUGGGAUGCACACAUGGAUAUAGUUCAGAAAAAAACACAUUUUUGUUGCACUAUGGAUUCUAUUUUUCUCUUUGUGUGACUUGGAAUGAGCGUUUUGUGAACAUUUGAUGAGUUUUUUUAAUUUAAAAUUUUUAUUUUCCUUCAAUCGUAAUCACAUUUAUAUAUUAAAAUUUAAACCCAAGUCUGUAUUGUCUGUAAAAAGCAUGCAUUCCCCUUUAAUUCCGUACCAAACUUAACAUUUUCUGAUGAAAAACAAAAAAGUUAUGAUGGUUUAAAGAUAACAUAGUAGUGAAUAACAAAUAUGCAAAAUAGAUAUGGUGUCAGAACGCGGAAAUUAAUUCCGAAGAGAAAGAGUUGAAAGACAGUAAGUAUGGUUUAGAAUGGACACAGAUGUAUUUAAAAUAAUUUUUACUUUUCAAAAUUUUUAUUGUACAUCAGCUACAGGGAAUAUUCCAUCAUUCUUUCUUUCUCUUAUAUCAUUUAUGUUGUAUUUUAUAAAAACAAAUGUAAAUGUUCCAGACAAACAUAUGUUCGACUUCACCACUUAUGCACAGACUCCUGGGUUCACAGCACUACUAUACCUUUGGAUAAGGAUGAAGACAAACCAAUCAUGAAUAAGGUACUAUUUUCCUCUUCAAUUUUCCUCUUUAUUUUAACUGACAAAAUAUCAAUUCUUAGACUAUUUUAGGUAGCCAUGUAAUUUUAGGGCAAAGCAAUAUUGAGUUCAUGUUGGUUAUUCUCUGGGAGAACUAUUUUUAAACUAUUAGAACUACUGCUUGAAGCUUUGAGUGAACAAAUGUAAGUUGUAAUGAAUUGCCAUGACUAUUAUUACCUCUAUGUCUUUUAAAGCCUUUAUAAAAAUAUAUAUUAAUUAUUUUACAGUCACUUCACUGUUUUAUAACAAUAUGGAGUUCAUGGCAUUUACUAUAAUCAGGUUGGAUGUGCUAAAAUCAAAGAGGACAAAGAAGCAUUUGCCAUUGUGCCUGUGUCAGCUCAAGAAGUCAGGGAUCUGGACUUUGCCAAUGAUGCAGCCAAAGUCUUAACGGAGAUAGCCAACAAGUUGGAGAAGUCAUCCAUCACGCAGAAUCAGAGGAGGUCUGGGUUUGUACAUGUAGAUUACAUGUGCUGGCUUUUACUCACUCAGUGUUGUGCAACGUGUUGUAAUAACACCACUACAAGGUUGAAGGUGUUAAUUAUUCCAUAUGGUGGCUACGGUGUGGUAACUUUUUUUAUUGACAUAUUUAUUUAUAUGAUUCUGAAGAGAAAAGAACAUUCGGUCCAAACAGAAAUGUCUAGUAGUUUAAGGUAUCUCUCUAUCACAAUGGUUCUCAACCUGUGGGUCGCGACCCUUACAUAGGGGUCGCCUAAGUCUUUCGAUAUACACAUGUUUAUGAAGAAGCAACGAAAAUAAUUUUGAUGGUUGGGGGUCACCACAACAUGAGGAACUAAUUUUAAAGGGUCACGGCAUUAGCAAGGUUGAGAACCACUGCUCUAUCAAAGUAUUAAAUGUCAGAAAAUAUGGAUGUAUUAUCAUCUUUCUAUAAUAUCUGUCACUUAACAUUUUAAUAAUCUAGGUACAUGACAUAAUCUUACCAACUAAUGUUAAAAUCUUUUAAACUCCUCCUGCAAGAGAAACUUCGGGCAGAGUUAACUGGUGCCCUCUGAAACAUGCAUGUUUGACUGCAUUUAAUAAAUUUAUUAUUAGGCUACGGCAAAACACAAACCAUGACCUUACAACUCCUACUAACCACUCACAAGGUGUUAUGUAAUGCGUUCAAGAAAUUUUGUUAUUAACGUAUGAUGGUAUGAUGCACGAUACAAUCAGAGCUAAAAACUGUUGAAUAUACAUUGUUUUAUUCUACUUUAACAUUUAAAAACUUAACAAAAGAGAUUUUAAAAACAAGUCUUCUUCUUUUGUUCAGUUACUGAAAAAUUCAUUAAAAAAUCCAAAGUUCAAUUUUAUUCUUGUUAGUAUACACUGUCUUCUUUGAAAGGGCUCAAAAACUGUUAAAUUAAGCCUAAAUUCUGUUAUAGUAUGCCGGGAUACUUUCUAAAUAAUAAUCUGUUUGCUUAAAUUACUUGAGCCACAACCAUAUUAUAAGUAAUAAUUUUUAGCAAAUUUUCCUUUCUCUCAAAUGAAUGAUCUUUGUUAUGUGUUUAAACCUUAGGUCAGUGAUUCAGCUGAUCACAGAUGUCAUCUACUUUUUGGGCCAUUUAGAACUUUCCAACCCCACUGGAGAUUGCCUUGAUUUAGUCAUUUCCAAGCCAGACAGAGAAAGACAGAAACUUAUCAGGGAGCAGAAUAUACUGAAACAGGUAGCAUGAGAAUUUAUUUAAAAGUUUUAUUACACCACCCCAUUUAAUUAGAAUAUGAGUGGGUUAUUUAUGGAAAAAUUUAGUGGGAAAAUUCUAUAUUUGUAAUGAAUGGCAGAAUACAGAAGUUUUGGUGAGGAAAAAAAAACUAUAUAAAGGUUCUGAGCUCCUAAACUUAAAUUCUUUUCUAUGAAAGGCACAAUUUUAUGACAUAAUUUAUGGAAUUAUUACAUUUUUCUAAUUACAAAUUCAGGUUUGAUACCAGUAAAAAAAAACACUUAUACUUCUUUUGCAAAGCAAAUGGUUUUUGAUUUUUUCAUUUAGUUAAAGAGAGCUAUUGUUAUUAGGCAAUUAAUAUAAUGUGAGUUCAUGACAAGACUUAUGACUCAUUGCAUCAACUAUAAGUUCAAUCAAAAUUUAUUAAAAUCAAUGGCUGUUUCAGAUCUUUAAAAUCCUCCAAGCUCCAUUUAAUGAUGUAGGUGAUGGAGCUCUUAUGCAGUCAAUGGAAGAACUUGCUGAUCAGAGACAUGCAGCAUUUAGACACUUAUGUCGUCUGUGUUACAGGCUACUCAAGUUGUCUUUUCAGAACUAUAGGAAAAAUCAGGUAAUUUUCAAUCUGAAUAACGCUUCCCUUUCAGUUGACAAGUGUCUUACUUUUUGUGCCCCCUGGUUUAGUAACCUUUGGGUGGUGUCUGUAACUGGAGCUGUUUUGAUGUUACCAGCUUUCAAAGAGGAUGUGAAGUAUUUUUCUCAUGUUGGGUUGAUGUCUGAAUGGCUGAAAGUUUGCAUGCAGUAUGUCUUCAUGUUAACAACUUCUACUAUAUUUUGACCAUUCCUCUCUGCGAAAUAAAUAAUGUCAUUGCCAUAAAGCUCAUUUUAGCUAAUGAAUUUAAUACCAGCGAAUAGAAUGUUCUGUUAUAUUAUGGUUAGGAAUAUGUGGCAGCCAAGCUCCAGUUCAUGCAGCGCCAGAUUGGAUAUGAUGUUUUAGCAGAAGAUACAAUCACUGGUCUGCUUCACAACAACCGUAAGCUGCUAGAGAAGCACAUCAAGAAGCCUGAGAUUGAAAUGUUUGUCUCUUUGGUCAGGAGAAAGAAAGAACCAAGGUACAACAAUGUACACAAUGUGUCCUUGAUAAAUCUACUAAAACUCUUGUAAGCUCAAGCCUUUCUGGAAAAAAAACAACAUCAUCUUUAGUGUUUAUAAGUGGUAGAUUAUGUGAUAUGAAAUUUUAAUUUUUAUUGUUUUGACAUUACUUGCGAAAGAAGAUAAAAUUAAUGCUAAUUUUCUUGUAUUUCUAAAAGGUUUCUGGAUUAUCUGGCUGAUCUUUGUGUAUGCAGUAAAGUGGCUAUUCCCAUAACCCAGGAGCUUAUCUGUAAAACUCUACUAGCACUAGAAAACCAAGACAUCCUCAUAGAAACAAGGUAGAAAUAUUAAAUGUUUUUCAUUUAUUAAUUUUUUUAAUUUUGCAUUUACAAUUUUUCUCAGGAGAAUGUAAAAAAGACAAUUUUUUUUUAAUGCGCCAAGUAAGCUACUGCUUCCAUCUUUGGUGGUUGAGGUUUUUUUUAUCUGAUGUCUUCCUCUACCUAAGAAUAGCUUCUUUGGUGGGCUGACAAGUAAAUUUGGCCCAACUACUAGCUCUUAACUGGGGUUGAGCCCCAAAGUGUACAAGUCUGACACCUCUUGUUUUUGAGACAGAAAUGUUUACAUUACUCUAUGGGGCUGUGCAUUUUACUUACAUGAUACAGGAGCUUUCAAAGAUGCAUUGAAACACAAGUAAAUGGAGCUACAUCAAUUCAAUGACUAAAUGUAAAAAAAACAAACUUAUGUCAACUCUUGUUAGGGCAACAGUUUUAAUAAGCACAUACCUGAUAAUUUAAUCUAUUUAGUGGUCUUUGUUGACCAAGACUGUCAAUGUAAUCAUGCAUAUUUUCAUGUUUUGAUCUAUCAGGCUGAUUCGGACACAGAUGGAGUACGAGAUGCCAGCUGAAGGUGAUGAGGGUACCAUCAUGACAAUGGAUGAGGAUGAUGAGGUAGUUUUGUUUUGGGAUCCAACUUAUGACAAAUCUGGCAACAACAAGGAAGAAGGCAGCGUCCGUCAGGUGUUAGGCACCACUGGGGCAGAGUACAGAUGUCAGAAAGGCAUCAGAGAGCUUGCCAUGGGGGCAGCUGAUAACAUAAAAGCUGAUAAGGAGAUUCUAGAUUACUACAGGUAUCUCAAUAAUGUUUUUGGUUGUGUCUUCCUUUGGACCCAUGUUAUAACCAUUUGCUUUUUAAUUUGAUUUUAAAUGUGUAAAUUGGUCUUAUGGGCUUUUAAUUUAGAUAAUAACAAAGUUUUCUUCAUAAUCUUGAGUGUAUUUUAUUUGGUACUCAAAGAAUUAUUUUACAUGUUACAAAUGCUGUUUUUUUUACAUUAACAUGUUAAUUAACAAUUUUGUAGCAUAUUUGAUAAAUAACUAUAUUGAGACACAAGUAAUGGAUUUUUUUAAUCAUUUUUCAGUUAAUUUGUUGAAAUUGUUUUUUUAGCCUCAAUAACUUUACAGUGUUUUAAAAUUUUUAUUUUUGGAUGAUUAAAAUUUUAACUUAACUGUAUUUAGGCACCAACUUGACCUAUUCUCCCACAUGUGUUUGGACAGACAGUACCUGGCCAUAAAUAAACUUAGCGAGUCUCUGGAUGUAGAUCUAAUUCUAAAGUAGGUCAAUCAUACAAUUCUACAAAUAAAUUAAUAAAUUUCCAGGCUAGAGCUAGCAAUUUGUCAUCAGUUACAAAGAGGAUGUUGAUACCUCUUUUUGGAAUAUGAAACAUUGGCAUCUUCACUUUUAAUAAAUUCAAGUUAUUGACAUUAAUAUUUAAUCAUUUAUUAAGAAUCAGUUAAUCUUUAAUUCCUUAUUUUGAUAAUAUUCAAUAAUUUUACAACUAACUCAGUAAUUCUAUUUAAAAAUGCAAAAUACAUUUUUAGCAGCAUCAUAAAUGUCUUGUUAACUUCUACAGAUGUAUGGCUGAUGAGUCUCUUCCGCCUGACCUGCGUGCUGCCUUCUGCAGACUGAUGCUUUCCAUGCAUGUGGAUCGAGAUCCUCAGGAACAAGUGAAACCUGUUAAAUUUGCAAGACUUUGGUCUGAGAUACCUCAAAAGAUAUCUAUUGAAGAGUGGGUUUUGCGAGCUUUGUCAUAUAUUUUUUUUUUUUUUUAAAUAUAAUAACUUUCAACUCUGAUAAAAAUAUAUUGAAUUUGAGUUAUUUUUUUAGAAAUUCAAUUGAAAAAUGUUACUAUUACUCACCAGAUUUAUUGUAGAGUUCAAAAUUGUAAAAAUAUUUGUUAUUUGCUAUUGGUUCUUGAUACACAAAUAAAAUAAUCUAGCGCAGCUUAAGAAAUGUUGUUUCUCUUUGAAAGAGCCUCUAAAUAAUUUUAUUUUGCUUUUUUCAAUUAAAAAUGUUUUGCUUUUACUUAAAAAAAAUAAAAUAUUCAUGCCUUCCUUUGUGAAACAAACUUCAUUGUGAAAUAUUUGAAUUUUAGUUUACAAAGGCAUUUCAUCAAAGUAUAUUUUUUUUUAUUUUGUAAAAAAUCUCAGCCAUACUAGAGGCAAUUUUUUCCUAAUCUUCUCCAGUUAUGAGUCCAAUAUAACCAAAGCACCAGAAAAAGAGGAAGUGAAGAAAAAGUUUGAUCCCACUAUAGCCUUUGUUGAAGAUUACUUGUGCAACAUAGUGACCAAAGCAUGGGCUGAUGGUGAACAAAAUAACCUCACAUAUGAGGUAAACCCUACAGAUUAUAGAAUAUUGAGUAUUUUUAUAACUAGGAAACGUGAAACAAGGUAUAGAUAAACCUUAAAAAAGGACGCAAUAAAACAACGAAAAUGUCAGCAAGAGCCUUCUUUGGUAAACAAAUGACAAGUAACACAAAUAAAAAUUAAAAUAAACACUUGGCUGAUAUGUAGUAUCCAAGAGGAUAGCAAGAGGAAUGUAAUGUUAUCAUUUUUAUAGCUAGUGCUUGUCAUUUAAACCAUUGAAAUUCAAGCUCCCACUUUUUAACAUGAUAGAUAAUGAAAUUUACUCUCUCAAUCUUUAUUUAGACAGUGGGAACAGAAAAACGUAUACCUUAUAAAUUUUUGAAAGUGUAGUUUUUAAAAAAGUAAUUUUUGUACUUUUACUAUUAAUAAGUUACUUAUUAUAUUUAACUUCAAGAUGAGAAAUAGAUAAUACUUAUUUCCAAGUUAGCUACAUAUCUAUAUAAAAUAGUCAAAUAUGUAAAAUUGAAAAAAAAACGUACAAGCAAACAGUUGGAGCUAAUAAAAAUAUUUCAAUAUAUCAUUAGGUAGUUAACCUUGCCAGACAGUUGAUCUACUUUGGCUUCUACUCCUUCUCUGACUUACUGCGACUCACCAAAACAUUGCUCAGCAUUCUUGACUGUAUUCCUGAAUCUAUUGCCAGUCCCAUUUCAGCCCCUGUUGCUGUUGUAGUCGUUGAAGGUAAUCCAUAUAUCAUUAAUGAAAAAUUUUAAAACAAUUUAAUCACCAAUCUAGAUAGAUUUUUUACGUUAUGAAAAAACAGCACAAGUAAUUGCUGUGCAUCAGAAUUUUUAUUUUUGUGAAGUUUUUUUUCCUGUAUUUUUUUUUCUUUCUUUUUUUUUUUCUCAAAAAUUUUCUUGAUUGUUUAACCGAAUGUUGCUGUGCUUUAUAAGAUAGUUCAUCUUAAAAUAGUUUUUUACCUUCCUUUAAUCUUCCAAUAUAAAAUUAAAAUUGUUCAAGAUAUGGGGGUAAACGUUUUGUGAGCAAACUAGCCCCUCUGAAAUAUCUCAAAUGGUUGUCCCUCUUAAAAUACAUUUCCUGUAUUUCAGAUCCUGACCUUGACAUUCCGAUGUCACAGCAAGCUACAGAGUUAAAAAAUAAGAAGAAGAAAGAAGAGGAGGAGGACACAAAAAUUAUGGACACAAAACUGAAAAUUAUUGAGAUUCUAAAGGUAUGGUGCUGUUCAGAGAUAAUCAAUGAUAAUAAAAUAUAAACAAAAGGCUUUGGAGGGAUUUAAGUGAUCUUUAAUGUUGAUUCAUAUCUCUACAAAAAUAAUUAUGCUUCUUUAAUUUUUAAGUUGCUUUUUAUAAAUAUCUCAGUUUUGAAUGUCUGUGAAUUUAUAAAAUGUAAUUAUUUCGUGUUUUUCACAGAGUAUUAUUUAUUUAAUAUGUCAAAAACACAUAACCUAAUUUCAAUCCAAUUUUUAUGAACACAACGCUAAACUUCACAUUAAUUUGGUAAUUUUUACCAAAGGGGCAUUAUUUAAAAAAAAAAAAAGUUUGAGAAAUGUCCCUGAACAUGGCUAGAUUCACCCUGCUGUAAUUAUUUCAGUUUAUAAUGGACACCAGACUAGAUUUCCGAAUCACAUCCCUACUCUCCAUUUUCAAGAAAGAACAUGAUGAGAAUUAUAACCCCAAUGAAAAAACUGGUAAACAUUGGUUUUUAGGGCAUUGUGGUUUCCAAAUUUUUUCUAACAUCUCUUUUAGUAGACAACUGCUUAUAUGCAUGGCCUUUUUCAGACCUGUAUAUUCCUUUAGCUCAUUAGUAAAGGAGCAUUUCAUAGCAAUUUUAAAAUUCUAUUUCUAAAAAAAGCUAUAUCAACAUACAAAAAAACACAUGAUAAGCACAUUUUAACAGCAGAUGACUAACAGUCAUGAGAUGGAUAAAUUUUUAAAAUUGUUUCCUUUAGCGUACUUAAUUUUUUUAAAAACUUUAUUACUCACACCUUCAGCAACCAAUAACAUAUAAAUCAAUAAAUUAUUUCUUGUUCUUUUAUAUUGGUCUCUAUGUAUUAAGCUGAUUGCAGAACUGAGUGAUUUUGGUGUGUCCAGUAGUAGGAAUUAUAUUUAUGAUAAAAAUGAAUCCUUUUUUUCAAUUUCAUUGUUUACAAGUCUUAAAUUAAAAUUAAAUUAACCAUCUGCAGUUAGGAUAAAUUUUAAUUUCUUUGCUCUCUUAUUUUCUCCAUGCUUUGCAUAACUAUCAUAAAAUGAUAUAUACAUUUUUUUAAAAACAACACUUAUCUAUACAUUUUAAUAUUUUUAUUGUUUUGUUUUUUUUGGUGCUGUUUUUGUUCUUCAACAUUUACAUUUUUAAAACCCAUUUUUCCUAUAACAAAUAUUUAAUUCUAAUUUUGUUUGAAAGUGAAAAUGUUUCGGCAUUGUUCCAGUUAGGCAUCAUUCCGACUAAUAAUUCUUUUUAAAGUUUAGAACAAUCAGCAAAUGAACCAUUCUAUCAAAAUGUAAAUUUGUAAAUGGGAACUUACAUGUUCUCUACUUUCACAAAUUUAUUAUACAAUUUUAAUGAAGCUUUUGUUGAAAUUACAUAUGAACAAUUUAUUCAAGACUUUGAAUAUAAACAUUACAGCUUAGGACAUAGUUCCUUAAAAAUUUAGUUUUAUUUUUUUCUCUCCCUUUUCUAGAAUGUUAAUGACCACAAUAGGCAUUUUUAGAAAAUAUUCUGAAGAACUGGCUUUUUAAACAAACAAUUUUUGAUAGUGGUUUAUCAUUUUGCAGACUCUUAAUAUUUGUCCAUACAUCCUGGGAACCAUUUAAGAGUAGUGAUUUUUUUAAAAAUCUAAAGUUAAUGGUACCAAAUUUAGGACUGAAGACUUUAGACCAAUAACCACCUGACAAAUGAUCUAUUAAUUAGUAAGUGCACAUGGCUGUUAGAUACAAACACAUUUAUUCAUAUUUGCUACAUUUAAUACUAUAGCACAGGCCUGCACAACUCAAAAUUUAAGGGGGCUGUAAUACUUUAUGAAAAACUUGUGCGAGCCGAAAGAUAAUAGGACUGGGCAAAAGCUAUUAAAAAAAUAAUAAUAAUAUAUAAUAUUUCGUUACUUCGCCGACUGCCAAGUGGGUGCUUGCGGGCCGUAUGUUGUGCAGGCCUGCUAUUGCAGAUUUUAUGUUGUAGUUUAAAUGAAUUCAUCUUUAAAAAGAAAAUACUUGCUUCUUAAAACAAAAUCAAAAUUAUAUAACCUUAAAGAAGCUAAUUUUUCACUUCUUGGCCUCAAUGAUCAUUUUAUUGUCUGCCUGCUUAUUAAUUUAGGGAAUUAGCUUUUCUCUGCAAGAAAUUAAAAUCUUAUGGGUUUUUUUUCCCUCCAACAAUUAUGAGGGCAAAGAAGAGUUUUAAAUAUAUUUUUUAUUAUUCAAAAUAUAUUUAAAGAGCCUUUGUAUCUGUCACCAAGUUAUUUAUGAAUGGGCUUAUAAAUAAGUUUGCACUACUAACAAUCUAUAUAUGUAUAUCUGACCUUGACCUAUGUGCGCCCAGUACCUGAUGCAUGUGCGCCUGGAUUAUCGCCUGGCCUGGAUUCUGGCCAUGUUUAAGUCCCAGAUACAACCCCAGCUAGAUAACAGUCCAGUGUACAAGUCUAACACUAACAUACGUAGGUCUUUCUGUCUCUUUGAGUCUUGUGACCCACUCUCAGGCCAGCCUGUUGUUUCAUAGUCCACUGUUUAUAUGCUUGGCUUCACCUAACAGUUUCUGGUUCUUCAAUAAAUGUCUGCCAGAUUCAGUUUUUUACUGCACAUUGAUGGAGUUAAUUACUACUACACUCUUAUUUUUAUUGUCUUAGUUAGAAGCGAUUGUUACAGUUGAUAAGUAAGUUUGCAUACAGUUAACUAAACAAAGAAAUGUCAUUGCUUCUCUGGAUAUAAAACAUAAAAAAUUGCCUAAGAUCAAGAUUUGCCUUUUUUAAGGACAGGAGAUAAAACACGUACAAUUUAAUAUUAAAAUCUUUAUUACAAAUGAGUUAGUUAGUCUUGAUUAGUGUUCAGAUUUACUGUGUUGUGAUCUAUUUUCCGACCUUGCAUGUCUUGCUCAGUACCAAUAGCACCCCAGUGAAUCAUAUCAGGCUUUCACUGCUGCUUCUCACAGAGCUAUUUUCAAACACAAAUUUGGAUGACUAAUGUUUUGAUGCUUUUCUUUGGAUUCAAGUUUUUCAUUAAGCUCAAUUUAAACAAUUAUUUGCAUUUAAUUUUGUACUACUUUUAUUUUACUGAUUAUUUAAAAAAUUUGUAAUUAAAUCUGAACAACUAAGAUAUAGUAUUUAAAGGCUCAAUUUUUGCAAAAGUGCUUAAUAGUUAUAAAAUAGGUUAGCAAUGGACAUACAUAUUUUUUCAUAUUGUUUGUGAUAUGAAUAUUUAUAUCCUCCACACAGACUAAAUCUGCUGUGUCAGAAUUCUUGAAACGUUUAAAGUCUGUGUUUGAAUCCAUUUUCACUUUUCAUCAUAAAUUCUGACAGUUUGUCAUUUGUUGUUCAUCUCUUCCUGUAUUCUUUAGCUAAACUUGCUGCAGAUGUUUGUUCAUAUCUCAAACUCAUAUCCCUAAAAAUAACAACUUAUCAUUAAUGUACAUAUAAAUCCCAAAUAUUUAAAUCUUCUAAUAACAUUUAACAAUAAUUGUUUGCACUCAGUGUCACACUAUCUUAACCACUUUUUAUUCCUUCUUAAUAGAAUGCAUUUAAUGAUAUCAGCAGAGAAAUAUAACAAACUCAUAAACUUUUUUAAAACUUAAUUUUUGUUUUAUUAUGGAAAACGAGUAAACGUUUUAAAUAGGUCUUAGAAAAUUGUUUCCAAUGUGCAAAAAUUCCUAUUCACAAAGUAAAUAUGUAUGAGUGUGCAAAAUAAUUUUGUUUAUUCAAAAAUUCUCAUAGGUUUGUUAAAAGUUAUAUUUAAGCAUCUCUUUUGUAUUUAGAUUUGAAUAAAGUCAUUAAUAUAGAUAGCCCUUACAGCUCAAGUAAAUUUUAAAGUUUCAUUUAUAAAUAAUUCAUGCAUUGCAAAUAUUCACUUUGUUGUAUUUAAUUAUUCAGCAAAGUUCAUAGAAAUAUUUAAAAUGUAUGAAAAUUAAAAAGCUAUUGGGGUGGUGAGAGGAGCAUGGAAAGGGGGGGGGGGGGGGUAGAUGAGUCAAUAGAAAAAUUAGUUUUCUGUGUUGCUCACAAGAAUGUUUUUGUUCUUUGAAAUUUUAAAUGUAGGUUUGCCAGCCAAGCUUUUGCUACUUGCAAAAGUUACUUCAAAUCACUUAUUAAUGUUUUAUACUUGUACAGAUAACAAAAUUUGAAAAUAUGUUUUUUUGAAAAUUGUACACUUUGUUUCAACUUAGCUAUGCCAAAGCAAAAGAAAAAUAUAAAAAGGACAUCCCAGUUAUUUUCUUAUUGAUUUCAAUUUGAAUUAUUGGGCUAAUUUUUAUCAUCAUUUUUAUUUUUGGCUUGUUCAUCUGAUUCUUUGUUGCAAUUUCAAGAUUUUUGAAAUAUCUUUUUGCUGGGGGCUUUUCAGGGCUGGAUCUAGACAGCAUAGCCACACAAGCUGAAGAUGUCUUUGGAGGCAGGUGAGUACACACAAUUUUCAAAGUGCAUGUAUAAACCAUUGAUGAGUGGGUUACUAUAAAUAUGUACUUUCUGGGGGCAUUGUCUUAAUGCUUUCCUGGAAAUCAAAAUUUAAAAAAUAAUCAACCCAUACUUGCCAACUUUUAAAAUUUACCCAUACUCUGUAAGCCUUCUAAGGUGUGUACACUUAACAUAGACCAUUACAUAUUCUCAAACAUACAUGUGUGGAUUAUUUUGUUUGUUAUAUCCAUGAAUGUAUUUUUUAUCUGAUGAAAACUUGAAGAAAUUGGGAUAAUAAAAGAUGGUGAAAAUUGGAAAACCAGAGUAAAAGAACUUAAGUUGCUGGUUUUUUUUUGUAGCAUUUGUUGGACUUGAGAACUAAAUUACAUUUGAUAUGGAAAAAGCAAACUUUUAGUUAGGAAGGGACGCAGGGUAAUAAAUCUAUGAUUCUCUUUAACAGACAAAAAUGUUUAAAUCAAUUGCCCAGAUAUUAAAAAAACAAAAAAAAGUUUAGACACAAUAAAAUGUAAAAAAUGUAUAACAUUUUAUUUUAAGAAAUUCAAGACUCUUUUUUGUUAUUUCUAAAUUCUUUUAUAUUUCUUUUUUGGUUUUAAAUAUACAUAACAAUAAUUAGUUGUUUUUUUUCUGUAAAAAUCCGUCCGUUAUUUGCCCGUUAAUUGAGAUUAUACUGCAGUUUCAAAUUUGUAAUAUUUCUCUAGCAACUCUAACCAAAUAUCAAUAAUAUUUUUACAGUUUGGAUCAAGACCAUUCUACAUUAAAGAUAAAUAACUUUUAGUUAAUGCAUGCUUAAUAAAUCGUAACAUAAUACUAUUUCCAACCAGCAUAAAUGAAAAUCUUCACCAAAAGUUUGUUUUGUUAUUUUGAAAAUUUUUUGUUUUGGUCUCUGCACUAGCUUUCAGCUACUUGAAGUUGGCAAGUAUGUCUUAACAUGUUACUGAAUUUUUCUUUAAAUUAAGAUUAUUUUUCUGAAAGCCUUUUGCAAUUUGAAAUUGCUGAAUGUGCAGUUGUAAACUGAAGCUUUGCAUUCUUAACUUUGAGCUGCAUGGACAUUUAUCUUUUUGUUGUUACCUUUUAAUUCAUUCAUAUCUAUGAAAAUUGCAAUCCUACUUUAUGUAAAUUAAACAUCUGUGUCAACAAAUAUUAAACAGCUGCUAUAUUCCUGUCUAUAUUUUUGCCAUCCAUUUCUCUUGCUUGUACAGUCUCUAUUUUCUCUGCGCAGUGAUGAGUUGGACCUUGAUGGCCAAGGCGGCAAGAUGUUUCUCAGGGUGCUACUGAACAUGGUGAUGCACAACUACCCAUCUCUUGUUUCUGGUGCUCUGCAGCUUUUGUUUAGACAUUUCUCUCAGCGCCAGGAGGUCCUCAAUGCCUUCACACAAGUGAGUGGGCCAUGAAAUAAUAAUGAUCUACUUAUACUUAGGCUGAACAAAGUUUCCUUUGUCUAGCAACUUUAAUAAACUUUUAAAUUAAAAUAUAUUCAUUUCUUCCAGACCUAAGCUAUAAUUUAAAUAAAAAUAUCAUUGAUCUAUUUGCCUUUUCCUACAUAAAAAAAUGACUCUCAAUUCCUUGAAGUGUGGCAAAAUUUAUUAGUUUUUGUUAUGUUUGAAAAAUAUUUUAAACUUUUUUAAACAAAAUCUAAUUAAAAAAUUAUUUUUCCAUUACCUUGUUUGAAAUUGUAAAAUUUUAUUUUUAUAAAAUUAUCAGGUCCAGCUUCUAGUCACCACCAGUGAUGUGGAAAACUAUCGUCAAAUAAAAUCUGACCUUGACAAACUUCGUUUGCUUGUGGAAAAGUCAGAGUUGUGGGUCUACAAAAGUAAACAUGGUGAUGAUGCACCAAAGAAGAAAAAGAAAAAGUCUACCAAUGAUGAUGGUGAGGAAGGGAAAGAGGCAUCAGAGAAGCCUGAAAAGAAAUCGAAAAAAAAGGACCAUCCGGUAUGUCUUGAAAAUUUAUUUGAUGCCCAAGAAAGAAAUAUUUACCAGCCUAGCAAUCAAAGAAUUAAUCUGAUUUAAAUUGAAUGUUACUUACAUUUAAUAUUGCAUUUAUUUUGACUUAAAUUAGCUAUUGAUUUUUGUAUGAUCAUAUCAGUGAAAAAUGAUUAAAAAUGUGAAACUUGCAAUAAUGGAGAGAUCGCAAGGGAUCACAAACACAACGCUAAUUUGCAUGAAGUGUUGCGUUUGCCAUGACUCAUCGGAUGCUUUCAUUUGCACAGUAAAUACUUAUAUCUGUCAGCACAGUUGAAACAAACACUGAAGUUUAAACUUAUGACAGACCAGUUAACAAAAUUAUAUUUCAAGGGCUUGUACAAUUUAAAAUAAGAAAUAAAAUAUUUUUGGUUGUUAGUUUUAGCUAAUUUCUACACCCAGUGGUCAAUGGACAGAGAAAUAUGAUUGGCUGGGGACCAUCCAUAAUUUUUUAUUGUAGGUGCUAAGAGAGGAAAGGGGGUGGUGUUGACUUGGAAGCUUAUAUGUGUGCUUGGGAGGGGUAGAAUUUUUAAGACUAAUAAUGCCACCACUCAAUGAUCGUAAUAUUGUUGCUUUAUGUUUUCACAAUGAACUCACUAGAUGCAGCAACAAAUUUAGAUUUAGUGUAUUCGCCCAAGUGACAAAGUUAGUAAACUUUUGAUAUUGUUUGCUUCAUUGGUGGUCAAUGACAUAAUUUUGUGACAUAGUUAUUUCUUUGUUCGACUGAACAACGUCAAUUUAGAAAAUGGAGAAAAGUGCAUAAUUUUUGGAGAAAUGCAUCCUCCACUGCUCCGCACAGCAGCGUUAAAUUUUCUCAAAUCUUAUAAGAUCUGGGAAGAGGCAUUUGAAAUCUAUUUUUAGAAAUCACUAAGCAGCUGUGCAGUUUUAAUACACCGGCAUUCCUCUUCCUUUCUCUCCAUACUGGUUGUGGAAGUUAUUAGACUACGAUAUAUUAACGGAAAAUAAAAUUAGGCUCCUACUUUUAAUGCAUGGGGGAGGUAACCCACAACUGUCGCGCCAAAUAUUAUAAAUUAUGGCCAAUGGGAUGUAUCGCAAAUGAACUUAUUUCUUCAUUCAAUUAGUGAUCAUUUUCAUUUUUGGAAUAAACACAUAUAUAUACAUUUUUUUUUGUGAUGGUGUGCGCCAUUUCUGUGUACCUGCCCCUUUUUUGGACUGCUUUUAAAAAACAGAUUAAAAUUAAUUAAUAAUUUUCAAAAUUCACUAUUUAAUAACAACUAAAAUAAAAGGAUUUAUAUAAACACAGGCAAGGAGAACCUAAUUUUCCACAAGCAUUACAAUUAAGUGUAGAAUGAUGCAAAAGUUCAUCUCUGCAUUUUGAACUUCUCAGCCUCCUCCCAAACCCCACCCCCACUUUUGCCCUUAAGUUAUUUAGUUACUAGUACCAUACUGUAUUGUGCAAUUUUUGGAUGGUAAAGUACUAUUCUUAGACUAAAUUUUGCUAUUUUGAGAGUUCAGUGUAACCAUAUCUGUUAUGAGACUAAUGGGAAAAACAUUUGCCCAUAGCAUAUUCAUAGUUCAUAAUGUGGAACCUUGUAAGUAAAAGAAAUCCUGGCCUCCAUCCUUUUAAUAGCAGAUAUAAGUUGAGUUUGAGUUCUGUUCAUCAAUUUCUUUUUAAUGUACAGGGUCACCCAGAAUCCGAAUCUGCCAUUGAUCUUGAUUUAGGACCACCGAUCAGCAGUGAUUCUAGUGUAAACUACAAGACUAUCAAGGCAGUAAGUAUAUGUAUUAUAUGUUGCCAUUUAGAGACUUUCAGGUGGCUUCUUCUCAGAAUCUGAUACUUGAUUGAACAAUAACAAAGGGUUAACUCCACUAAAGCUGUCAGCAAUAUUUGGCUCUUCUUUUUUUUUUUCCUACUGUAAAGGCAUUUGAUAUGUUAAAUUCCAAUUAGUUUCUUCACAGGAGUGCAAUAAAACGUUUUGUAAUUGUAAAGAAAGUCAAAGAAAAAUGGAAUAAGCCAGUAUUUUAUUUUAAAUUAGGUAAUGCCAUUCUGUUAGACAUUGCUUAAAACGCAGGUUUGCACAAUUUUGGCAUCUGGAGAUGCUAAUAAAGGGAAGUAAAUCCUAUUGGAAAUCAUUGCUCCUAACAGUCAAGUCCUCAGGUCAUUGUUAAACAACACUCUUAGAGUGAUUAAACUCAGGUAGUUACUUUGUGUUUAAUGACAAAUCUUGAACUUAAAGCACAAAUCAACAGUGUCUAUACCGUUUUUCCCUUGACUUCACAAGAAACUAGUCUCUUUUAUGUUAUGAUAAUCAUCAUCUAAGGCUGUCGAUUUUUUCAAUAGAUUUAUAUUUUCCCACCACUGAACUUUCUAUAUCCUCCAUGAUAGAUUCUACAAAGACUAACCAAGUUGUGCAUUGAGCCAACUGAAAGUGCCAACAAAAAGGUCCACAUUUAGAAGCUCUCCUUGUUGAAUAUCGUCUGUAAAAUUGGUUGUAUUAGAGGCCAUUUAGCUCGCUAGACCUUCAAUAAAAUUUAACAAUUUGGAGUUUUCUUUGAUUAGAUUUAGAUAUACAAGUAAUAUGGAUUUAUUAGAAAUUUGUGUUUGUUUUCAUUGUUUGAAGAUGAUUAUUUUAUAAAAUAAAAUACUUUUGAAUUUAGUAAAUUAAAUAGAUUUUCAAAGUCAAAUGUUAAAAACUUCACUUAUUAAAAAUGCACCUUAAAAAAGUAAUAAUUAUGUGAGAAGAAAUCUUGACAUUUAACAAAAAUAUGAAAAUGUUGAGCCCAAGACAUGAAUUAGAAUUGAAAAAACAUAUUUAGUAUUUAAAAAUUGUAAAAUCCCAUUACUUACGUGAUCUGAAUACCAUAAUACAUGGACCAUAUUAUGCAUUAUUUUUCUUAAACAGCUUUCUUUCAUUCAAUCUUAAAUAAUUGGUUCAAAAAUCAUUUAUUUUAAAACACAAUUUACAUAAUUUUUAAAUCAUUAGAUACAGUUUUUACUAGAUAUUUAUUUCUUCAAACUUUCGUAAUUUUAUUUAGUUUUGUUUCCUAUUAAUUUUUUUGGCCAACUGUUGAGUAGCAAUUUUGAUUUGUUCAAUAUUAUAAACCUUUAUUUUUAAUUUUCAAAUAUUCUCAUUUACUUUAUUUGAAGUUUGUAUCUGGUAGCUGUAGCGAUUUAUACAAUUCAAAAUAAUAUGCACAAAUCUAAGGAGCAUUUUGCUCAUGAAAAUAACAAGUCCAUCUAACUUGUCAAUCCAACAGUAGCGACUUGGUGGUGGUUAUUGCAUUUAAUUUUCUUUUCUUCUUGUUUAUUUAGGAUUGAUUGAUUUUGAAAAUUAGCUAAUAUUACAUGUAAACAAAAAAUAAGAGUCGUCCGUUUGAAGUAUGCCACAUCAAGAUUUCCUUCUUGUUAUUUUCUUUUGAAUGUUUGUGCAUUUGUUAGAACUAAAUAAUUGCUGUUAUGUGUUGUUGGUGUACAUAUUUUUAUACUUCACAUGCCGGGCACAUGGUUUAAAUCGCACAUGAAUUUCAUGGUACUUUUUGUAUUAGUUGCAUAUAAGGACACCUGUCAGGUCAACAAUGGUAAAUGGUAUGUAAACUGAUUAUGCAGGUCAGUGUCUAUAUUCAAACAGGGUGGCCAAUAAUGUUUUAAAGUGCAACAAAAAAAAGCUUUCUAAAUCAAGCCUAAGCAGUGUUUAUUUCUAGGCCCCAAAAGAGGCUGUUGCCUCUAGUUUAACAACCGACUUUUGAUUGAUUUGUUGGAUUAUAUCAAUUUAAAAAGUUAACUAUUCGUAUCUAUCAGAGAUAAUUGCCUGAGCUUGGGGCCAUCUGUACAUCUCAAAUCAUCUUCCUCGCAAAGUUUAAUUCUCCUUAUUAAAAUAUCUGGUGCUUCAGUAGAAUUUUCUAUUUUUUUAGUUGGUAGCUUUUUUUUUUUAAUUAAAAAAUAUAUAAUUGAUUUCUUUUCCUAUUUAGUUUCACUAUCAGCAGAUAAUGAGGAUGAUGGUAAAACAUCUAGUGUAACUUAGAUCACCUUUUUUUAAUUUGUAAAGGAAAUGUCUGUCUGACAAAUAUCUCUUGGAGAGAUGGCUUGAAACAAAUAAUAGAAUAUUAUAUUAUUUUAAUCCAAUCACAUAAGUUUAACAUUUAACUUGUAAUAGAACUUAGCAAGAAACAGACCUUGAAAUAUCAGAGUGCAUUGUUAAAGAAACCUAUUGUAACACCUGCUCUGAAUAGUCCCAACCCAUAAUGUAAUGGCUGCAUUAAUAUUAUAUCAGCAAUAAUCAAUUGAGAUUUACAAAAAUGUGCCUCCCACAUGAGUCAGCUCAUCUUUAAUCUUUCCGUUUAAAACAUGUUUUAAUAACACAUGUGUUGCCUCCAUUCAUUUACAUGUAUUUUAUUACAUUUGUCUGCUUGACAGAUCCUACAAAGAUUGACAAAGCUGUGCAUCCAGGAAGCUGGGGACUUGAAGAAGGCACGCAAGCAUGAGCAAAGACUUCUGAGAAAUAUGAAUGCACAUUAUGUCAUUCUGGAGCUUCUCAGUAUUACCUAUGAUAAGGUAAAGACUUAUUUUUGUUGCAAAGGGCAAAAAUCAUGGCAUCUGUUCAUUUCCUUUGGUUGUAUGCUAUGCAUGCAUUAAUAUGAUAUAAAAAAAUAUCAUUUACACCUCACACUAUUAAAAAAAGUAUAUUGCUUCAGUGUUCAUUCACUUUAGAUGUUUAUUUUUGCUCUUACUACUUAGUGUAUUUAGGUUUCAGUCACCUACUGAAGUUCUUUUGUUAUUACCAGGAGUUGGAUAGUCGCAUGAAUGAGCUGAUGAAGCUGGCUCAUGAGUUUCUCCAAGCUUUUUGUCUCAACAACCAGCCCAACCAGUGCCUCUUGGAGGACAAGCUGGAACUAUUUUUAACCCCAGGGGUGAGUUUUCCUUUCAUUAUUAUCUCACUCUCUUUAUAACUGAUACAAAUGUUGAUUUAAAUGUACAUUUUUUCCCUCAUAACUUUUACAAGUUUUCAAUCAGAUUUAGCUGAGAUACAUUUAAAAUUAUUUUUUCAGAUUCUUCUUUUAUGAUUUUAAAAAAUAAAAUAAUACUCAGAUACUAAUUAUAGAAAGUGUGUUACAUUUUUCUGUAAAUCUUCUUUGACCAACAGCUGCUGGAGGCUGAGACAAUGAAAGCCAUUUUUCAAGACAAUGCCCAGUUAUCUAAUGAAGUCAGUGACAGGGUUAUUCAGCACUUUGUUCACAACAUUGAGACCCAUGGCAGACAUGUGCAGUACUUGAAGUUCCUCCAGACCAUAGUCAAGGCUGAGGGGGAGUACAUCAGGCGGUGUCAAGAUCUGGUCAUGUCUGAGGUGAGUACUCCCUGCCGAUAGGAACAAUGCUUCUUCCAAGUUUGACAAAAUUUACUUCUUCAGAGUUAUCUCAACAAACAAUACUUCUUCAAAGUUCCUUUGACAAACAAUACUUCUUCAAAGCUCCCUGAAAAAAAAAAAAAACUUCCAAGUUCUUUGGACAAACAAUACUACUUCAGUGUUUCCUCAACAAACAAUAGUUCCUUUGACAAGCAAUAACUUCAGUGUUCCCUUGAUUUGCACAUUUAGGUGAUUACAACUAAUAAUUUGGAGUGCGCUGUGCAUUAUUUAAAUGUGUGUUCCAUUUCAUAGCCCUUGUAAAAAUAUUCAUUUCUUCAUUCAGUGCUCUAGUUUUAUUUCCCAACUGUUGGUGUAAAUAAAGAUCAAUCCUAACAAAGUCUCCAUUUCUCCACCAACUGCAGCUGGUCAAUGUCGGUGAGGAUGUCCUUGUUUUCUACAAUGAGCCAUCUAGCUUUGAACACCUGAUUGAGCUGAUGCAGUCCGAGAAGGACAGGGUGAAUGAGAAGAGCGCCCUCAACUAUCACAUUCACCUGGUCCAGCUGCUGGCCCUGUGCACUGAGGGCAAGAAUGUGUACACAGAGAUCAAGUGCCACUCCCUGCUGCCCCUGGAUGAUAUUGUCAAAGUUGUUGUUCAUCAAGACUGUAUUCCUGAGGUGGGUUAUGACAAAAUAAUCACUCAUUUUUAACUGUUGAUUUUCAUCUGAAAUGCAUUCUUGAUGUGACUGUUACUAUAAUGAGGUUUGCUUUUGAACAACUUUCAUUCUGAUAACCAAGAAUCAUCCUGACUUCAUUCCAGUGGCAAUGAAAUAAAUGCCCAUUCACUAACCUCUUCAUGACCUGAUGACAUCAUGAUGAUGUCACAUUAACCAUUUUUUUUUUUUUAAUUUCCGCUUUUCCACACUUGUCACACAAAAAAAUAUUUGUAAAAAAAUUUCUUAUUGACACCAUGUAGGGAUAAAUAAUAUCUCAUUUGUCUGAUGUUCACAUAUAAUUUACAGAAUCUGGUUUCAUGUAAUUUAUUUCUCAUUUAAAAAGUUGUGAUUUUCCAAACUAAUUAAAUAGAAAUUUACCUUUUUUUAAAAAUCCAUUCCAAUGUCCUCAUGUUUUACUUGGAUCUAGAACAAUACAGAUAUCUUAAUCUCAAGCUGCAAUAAUAUAUUUUGUGAAAAGUUACUUAUCCACUUGCUUAGUUUCGAUAAAAUGUAAAAAGUGAGUUAUCCACAUGCUAUAACUUGUAUCAGGUAAAGAAAGCUCACUGUUAUGUGGAUACUGUAUGUUACUAGCAUGUUUAUUGUUAUAACUUGUAACAGGUGAAGACAGCGUACAUUAAUUUCCUCAACCACUGUUAUGUGGACACUGAGGUGGAGAUGAAGGAGAUAUAUGCCAGCAAACACAUGUGGACUUUGUUUGAAAACUUCUUGGUGGAUAUUGCUAUGGUAAGUAGGGAACUUUUACUGCUCUUUAGCAACAGUGAUAAUCUUUUAACGCUGAGUUUGUACAACAAAGUGUUUUUUGUUGUUUUUUCCUUCAAUUUUUUGUGAACUGCCCAAAGAGAUUAUACAGUAGUAUGAGGAUUUUAAUUUUUCUUAAAUUAUGGCUUCUAAGGUGAAAGAAUCUUUUAUGAAUUUAAAUUGUGGUCUCUGGUUGAUGUGAACAGUAAUACAAAGAUGAAAGUAAGCUUAUCAAUGCCAUUUAGAAAUAUAACCUUUUAAAGAUAUUUUCAAUAAAUCAACUCCUUGAUCCCAGUGGGGCUCUCUUGUUAGGAUGUUAUUUUAUAUGGGAUGGAGCAAUUUUUUCAGCUGACAUCAUUCCCAAAUAAUCAGGUCACUAAUUUCAUGUAUUGGAUUAGAGAUCCACCAAACAUUUCUUGGUCUUUUGACUGAAAGUAAAUUCUACACUGUUCAAUUGAUCAUAAUUGACCUUAUUUGAUCUAAUGGGAUUUUCAAGAUAAUCCUGUUUUGUACUUGCCAGGUGUGCAAUGCAACACAUGACAGAAAGCAUGCCAACACAGAGCUGGAACAGUAUGUCACUGUCACUGUCAUGAAUAUCAUCACCACUUUUUUCAACUCUCCUUUUUCUGACCAGAGUACCAACAUACAGGUACUAUAACAUAUUUCUAUUAACACUGAUGUCUAAAUUUACUUUGAUUGUUCACAUGCAGUGUCAACCCCAUGGAUGCAGUUUUUGUCCACACUGUAUUUUGAGACAAUAUUAGCUUAAUAAUAUAAUCGGAACCAAGCAGUUCUUAACCUUUUUAGUACUACGACCCCUUUAAAACAUUUGCCAAGUUGUGGAGACCCAAGACCAAUAUUAUACCUUGAGAAACAAAAAGAAAGGAAGAAAAGGAGGGGGGGGGGCAGAGUUUUUUGUAGAUAAAAAGGUUUGGUACUGUAAUUUUGAUCAUGGAUCGAGGGAAGUAGAAUUAAUGGCUAAGAAAGGGGGAGGGUUCUGUAGAGGGGGGUUCUGUAAGUCAAUUCCCAGAAUUUUUUGGAUAAAUUCACACAUCUGGAUAUAGCUUUGAGUGGAUGCCUCCAACUUUUAAGUUUAGGUACAAAAAAAUUAAACAAUCAAAAUCAUUUAUAAUCUAAUUGUAAAAGAAUGAAAAGAAACUGCCAAUCUAGUUAUAUUCAAUUUGCUGCUGACAUCUACCGAAAGAAUCAUAGUUUUUAUUUAUGUACUUAAUGUAGUUAUAGUUUAGUCAGAGUGUAGUAACAAUAAGAAUCAUUGCAAAUCCCUCUACAUAGAUAGGAGCCAGCUUGAUCAAUACAUUGAUCGUGUGCCCUUAAUAUAAAGAAGAAGGAGAAGUAGUCCCAUCACUGAAAAUAAUAAUGAAAUUUAAAAUGAACAUUCCAGUAAGAAAAAAUGUACAUUUUACACAUAAACACACAAACCCCCACUCCAACCCCCCACUCCAACCCCCCUUUUUUUUUCUUCAUAUUUCUGAAAUUCUAAAGCAACCCCUGUCAUUUUUGUCUGGCAAUCUGAGGGGGUUGUAACCCACAGGUUGAGAAUCACUGCCAUAACCCAUAAACAUAACAAAACUGAAACAUGGAGCAGAGCUUUGAUAUAUGUAUUAAUAUCGCUGGUCGCUGGAUGGUCACAGUUUUAGCUUUUCUCAUACCAAGUUCUCAUAUUAUUUUAAUAAAUAUUUAGGGCCUACAUGAUCAUCAUGAAGAUAUUACCCUAGCCUUCCUUCCAUUAAGCCAAUUGCUUCACUUUUUAAAUGAGUGCUCAAUUACAUUUCUAUUAUUGCAAAUCUAUAACAGAACUUAGAAAUGAUCCACAUAGAAACACAAAACUUUGGCUGCUCAGUAUCAUCUGUCAAUCUGCUUGUAAAAUGAAAUAUUAAUUGUUAAUAGAAAGUGCCAUGGUCAUAUCUAAAGAUAUGCUUAUUGCUUAGAGAAAUAAAACACACAAAAUUCACAACAAAUACAUUAUUAUUUUCAGAGCUUUGCAGUUUCUUUUAAAUUACAUUUGGUUUCGCACCAAUCGCUAGUGGGUUGUCUAUUAUUAUUUAUUUAAUUUAGUUUAAAUGUACAAAAAAUUAUUUUAAAAAGUGUUUGGGGAAGCACAUUAUAGAAAAUGAGAAGAUAACGCCCCGUUUAUCCCUCGGUCCGGGUAUAUGCAUUUCCAGGUAUCCGUGUCAGUAUCCGAGUCAACCCUAAUGUAAACUGCUAUGGGGCAUGGGCUACACAAGCUGUAUUUCAGAAUUUACCUUUUUUUAAGCAAAAUAAAUCUUCCUUACAGGACUGAUAAUAUAGUGCUCUAGAAAAUGGAAUGCUGUUUGGAAAGUAAUAUAUAUUCAUAUACAACCCAGAGGGACAUAUUUAGUGUCAUGAAUAGCAUUUAAUACUAGCCAAUGACAGAGUUAUUUAUUUCUACCUUAGACCAACCAGCCUGUGUUUGUCAGGCUUCUACAAGGGGCAUUUCGACUAAUUCGUUGUGAGUGGCUAGAUGGCUCACAGAGGUUUCAUGUCGAGGCAUGUAUUAGGACCCUAUCAGACACAGGUAACAUCACAUUUAUGUUGUUAAAAAGUCAUGAAAAUAGAAUUAGUUUUUCGAACUUGAUGUAUUGAUUGGUUUCUUUUUAGACUUACCAAAGUGACAUUAACAAUUUACCACACUUACUUUAAAAUAUUGCAGUAGCCAUACAGACACUCAAAAUUCCCUGAACAAGAAAAGCAAAAUAAUUUAAUGCCUCUGAAAUAGAUCCUGUAGACAAAGAUUAAUUUUAUAUAGAUAAUAAAGAUACUUGUUAUAGAGAUAAUUUAGAAAACAUGACAAACAAGUUGUGCAUGUAUUACAGAUAAUAUCAAUGACAUUUUAUUAAGGAAUGCAUAUCGUUUAAAUAUUUUUUCAGCCAAGAGCAGAAGCAUUGCUAUCCCAGUAGAUCUGGACAGUCAAGUGAAUGCAUUGUUUGAAAGGGCGAACAUUGUCCAAAAAUCAUCAGCCAGGUGGUUGAAUGUCAGACAAAACCGUCGGGAAUCUCAGGCACAUGCUUCACGAGAUUACAGGAACAUAAUUGAAGGCCUACAGGUUCUUUAAUUGUUACUAAUCACCUCUUCUCUGCUCUGGUAUAUCAUUUAAGAAAGGCAUACAAAUACUUGACAAGAAUUAUUUUAUAAAAAAUGUAAUUUUUUACAAAUUCAAUAUUGUUUAAUUGGAAUUGUCAGCACUUAAGUAGCAAACAUAUUCAUUAACCUUUUAUUCUGCUCUAGAAUAGUUAGAAAUGUUAUAAUCCAAUACAUGUGAUUCUCGUUGUAACCUUCAGGAAAUAGUGGCAACAUUAAACAACCACCUAAAGCCCCUUGUCCAGGCAGAGAUGUCCGUCUUGGUUGAUGUUUUGCACCGGCCAGAAUUGCUUUUUCCACCAUCAACAGAGGCUAGGGAGAAGUGUGAGAGCGGUGGAUUUAUAGCAAGGUAAGGGUGUCAAAGAAUGCUAAUAAUUUUGUUUUUUUGGAGGACAGCAAUACUUGUCUAUAGUCUUAAGUCCUGAGUUAGUUGAAGGGUAACAAGGUAAGUAAUAUGAACCCAACUUAAAUGGUUAGUACGGAAUUUUCCUCUUUUCAUUAAUAAUUAUAUGAUUUUUGGACUGCCAUAUGGUCAAGUAAAUAAAUAGACAUGAUCUAAGCUUAAUUAAAGUGAGAUCAAUACAAAGUAACAUUCUUCUGUCACAAUCUUUCACAAUGUGAAUUAAAUCAUAAUAAAAUAAAUAUAAAUGUAUACAAUUAAGGUUUCUUUUUAGAACAAAUAUUCAGCUCCUAGGACAUUGUUUAAAUUUAUUUGUGAAAAUCAAGAUUUAUGAGUGUGAAAUUGUUUAGAUCUCAUAUGAUCAUUAAAAAACAUGCACAGGAUUUCUUGUUCUGCAGGUUGAUUCGCCAUACAGAGUGUCUGCUUGAAGAGAAAGAGGAGAAACUGUGUAUUAAGGUGUUGCAGACAUUAAAAGACAUGAUGUCUGCCAAUGAAAGUAGAUCAGAGAAGGUGAAUGAUUUUUUUUUUGUUGUAAAGAUUUAUAUCCAAGUAUCUUUUAUUGUGGAAAAAUCCUCUUUUUAAAUUUUUAAUAUAAAAAAAAGUAAAAUUUUCACAGCAUAGUGUUAAAGGAGCUGAGCAUCACAAAGAAUGGAGGCUGCUUCCCCAUUUCUCUACCUGAAUGCCAGAUGGAGCUUUAGCUUUGCACAGUAGACCCAAACUUUGUGCACUUCAUUAUCACAUUGCGACCUUCCUCCCCCCAACACAACUCUUCAACCUCUACACAAUCAUGAUUGCCUUUAUCACUUUUUCAGAUUUAUGUAUUUUAUUAUAUUUCUUCAUAUAUUAGUCAUUGCUUCUCCUUGCCUAUCCCCUUUUCUGAAUUGGCUAAGCAUAAUAUAAUUUCCAACUCAAUUAUAAAUGCUUUUAUGAAAUAACAUGUACAAGGAUUAUUAGCAGAUCAUUUCAUCGAGGAAGAGAUCAUUCAUAUGAAGCAAUUAAGUUUUCUUUGUUUUAAAAAAAUUCAAGCACCAAGAGUGAUAUUCACCAAUUUUGGAAAAAUUUAGAUAUUCAAAGCAUGAAAUUUUAAAGCAACUGCCUUAAUUUACUUGGUUUGGGGCAAUAUAUUAAAUGCAUAUUGAUACAAAUAACUCAAUUAUCAAUGAGAGUGUAAGCCUCUAUCAAUGAUUGCUUCUCUGCGCGCUUCUAUGUGACACCCUCAUAGCACUAACCCAUACUUGCCUUUCUCAUCGGCAAUCAUAAGGUGGAUGUAAAAACACUGACAAAAAAAGAUUUAGAAGAUCACAGACGGGUAAGGCUUCCAUUUUACUGUCAUCUACAUCUGUUGUCUGCUUUUGAAAAGAAUUGCUCAGGUGGCACAUCUCCUUUUAAAGACUUAAUAUAAAACAUUACCGGGUUUCAUACUUGUAUUAAUAAUCUGUUGUUUUUGGGCUUAUAUAAAGAAAUAUAUUUUAUUUUCACUUGUAUUGAUGUUAAAUACUUAUAUUUUUAAAUUUACAAUUUUGGUAAAAAGCAUUGCUCCCCUAUAUGGUUAAUGAACAUUUGUAUUUUGUGCCACCUUUGUCUCUUAUGAUUGUAGUUUCUUAUUUUGAACAUCCCACCCGAUUUACAAUGGCCCUUUACAAUUUUUGAGGUUGAUUUUUUUUAUCUUCCUAUUUUUAGUAAACAAUAGUGCAAUUGUUUUUUUUUUUAUGUUAUGAUUUAAUACAGUUGAGUUGUUUUAUCUUAAGUUACUUUCAGUUUUUUUUAGGGUUGUUCACUGAGAUUUGUUUUACUCCUGAGAAUGAGUAAAAAUAAAAGAAUGGAGUGAAUUGUUCUAAAAUAUAUAAUUUUAAAAUUUUUGAUGUUGUUUUUUUUUAUUUUCUUAUUUUUAGUAAACAAUAGUGCAAUUGUUUUUUUUUUUAUGUUAUGAUUUAAUACAGUUGAGUUGUGUUAUCUUAAGUUACUUUCAGUUUUUUUUAGGGUUGUUCACUGAGAUUGGUCUUACUCCUGAGAAUGAGGAAAAAUAAAGGAAUGGAGUGAAUUGUUCUAAAAUAUAUAACUUUAGCCAAGAAAUAAAAGUAAUAAUAGACUCCUAAAUACUAAAAAAAACAUACAUAUUUUGUGAUAUUUUCUCUAUAACUUGCUUCAAUGAUAAUUUUUAAAAAAAAACUAAACAUUUUGAAACAAUAGGAGCCAGUACUUAUAUCGUAUACUCAUUGUCCCUCAAUAUAAAUGGAAAAUAGUAUGUACAUUUUUUAAUUGUCAUAUAUAUAUUUUUUUAAGAGACAGUAUCAGGAUACUCAAUUAUCACUAAGCAUGGAUGAUUAUAAAAAGAAGCAUUAUUUAUAUUUGAACAUGUGAUGAAUUUACCAUUUAUGUUGGCUUUUUCACUAAUCUAUCUUGCAUCUUGUCGGUACAUUUAUUUUAGACUAAUUUUACGUUAUAGACAUUUUUAUUUGUCAUUGUACCUUAUUAUUUUCAGUGUUAAACAAGCCAACAUAUCAAUAUUUUAAAUUAACUGCUCCAAAUGAGUCAUAUCAGAUUUGAUGACAUUAUCAAUUUUUGCCUGUUAAUACUUGAAAUGUUUAUUUGGUUGUCAGAACUACCUUAAAUCACCUGCUUCACUGAUGUCAUGCUUAAAAUAUUUGAUCAAUUCAACAGAUGCUUAUUAAUCUAAAGAUCAUAUAAUUGCCAUGUAUUUUACUGUGUACAUGAAGGAUCAUUUAUUAAAAAUAAAAUAAACUUUGUUAUCACAGAUGAAAGCUACAGAUGAAAGCUGCAUGUAACGUAAUUAACAAAAUAGAAUAAAUUUUACUAAAUGCAAUUAUAAUUUUGAGUACAUUAAAAAAAAAUGACACCUCAAUGAGAGGGAGGGUGAUGAAUUUGAUAGAAUUAAGUUAAUAAGUUUGAAGGCUCCUACAGAUUACUUUUAACUACAGUAAUUUAAUUUAACAUGAUAACUGACUUUUUGCAUUAAUAAAUUUGCAAUAAUAUUUUUAUAGCUUUUAAUGGUGUAUAUUAUUGGCAAGACUAUGAUCCGGAUUAGCAUUUUCAAAUGUGAAUAGUAAAUAGCAAUAACAUGAAAAGCACACCUGUGUUUGUCACUCCAUAAAGUUACAAAAAGGUGCGUUGACCUUAAAGGCUUCAUUUUAGUACAGUGUGUUCAGUUAUUUUCUCCAACUUUAAACUUCUGUUAUCAUUGAAACCACUGAAGAAAGAUAAUUCCAUUUCCAAACGGUCUGUGUCUGUACCUCAUUGUGUUUGUUGUAAUGUGUCAUCUCUGUGACUGUAGCAUCAUUUUUAAUUUAUAAUUUUGGGAUAUACUUAAUCUGAAUAGAUUUUAUUUAGAGAGAAUGCUUUAAAUUUUCUGGAAUGGUGAUUAAGUUUUAAUAAUAUAACUAAAUUUGUUAUUGUAUAUUCAGAAACUGUGUACAGGUAGAUUGGUAGGCUAGCUUAAUAGCUUAAGGUACUGAGGUACUGAGGUUAAUACAUGUCAGUUCAAUUUACAGGUAACCCCCUCACCCCAUUAUUGAAGAUAGAUAUAUAUUUUUUUUUUUAAAUUGAAACUAAAAUGUAAUUAUUAAAGUUGAAGUGUCAUUCUAAGUAAGCAUGCUUCAAGGGUUUGACAUUUUUAUACAAUAAAUCUGGUUACUGUUCUUUAAAAAUUAGACCCCAUACUUAAUUUCUCUUUUUUUUCUUUCUUUUUCUUUUCUUUCUAUAAUGUCCUGAAAGUUAAAAGACUUUUUUAUAAAUCAACUAAACAUUUAUUUAUAGCUUUUAAAAUUGUCUCCCAUAAUGAUCAUAAUAACUAAUUUUAUAUUGAUUGUUGGAACAGUGUUGGGCUAAAAAUGAUUUAAAAUAAUAAUCACUUUGAAUAAAACAUUACACAUUAGAGAGGUACAUUAUGAUUCAUCCCUGUCAUGUAUCAAUUUGUUUAUGUCAGUCGUGUUUUUGCUGAGGCACAACUUAUAUGACAGUAAUGAUUCAUAAGUCGUGUCAUGGAUAGCUAGAAAGUAUAAUUUUUUCUUCUGUUUUACCAUUUCCACCAUAACAGUGCGAAGCAUUGCGUCAGAGUUUGCUAAUGCGUUACUAUGAUAGGACUCAGCCUCGCAACCGACGAGAGAGCCAGGCAACUGGAGCUAACACUGGCCCAGGCUCUACAAUGAUCAGUCAAGCCAAUAACCUGUCUCUGCAUGAUGUUCAGGUAUGUAACCACUGUGUUCUUUCUCUCUGUUCAACAAUCGCACAUGUGAAAUGAGAGUUGGGAGGCUAAUAUUCAUAUCGGCUACAACUAGGUUUAAAUUUAACCAUCAUCAUCAAUGGCACUACAGCCCAGGUAGGGCCCUGGCCUGCUCCACCACAUCCUUCCAUUCGGAGCGAUCCAUGGCUUUCCGUCUCCAUGCUCGAACCCCCAGCUGGUGUAAAUCUGUGUCCACAUCAUCAAUUCGCCUCAUCAUUGGGCGACCGAUGAGUUGUCUGCCCCUAGGCUUCUGCCUGUAUAUAAUUUUGGCUGCUCUGCAUUCCGGAAUCCUUUCAACAUGACCUGCCCAUCAUAUUCUGCCUUUUUUUAUCAUUGUGACUAUGGGUGGUUCUUUGUACAAAUAGUAAAGUUCUUGGUUUGUACGUAUUCUCCAGAUAUCAUUUUCUAUCACUGGUCCGUAUAUUUUCCUCUCCCAUGUGUUGAUCAGGUUCUCUGCUUUUCUGGUGAGGGUUCAGGUCUCACUAGCGUACGUUACUACAGGUCUUAUGAUGGUGGUGUAUAUUGUCUUCUUUGUUCCCCUUGAUAGGUUUUUUUUCCCAGUAGCUUUUGUUGACUGAAAUAGGAAUGGUUGCCUGCUGUUAUCCUUUCUUUCACCUCUGACAUUAUCUCAUUGUGCUCAUUUAUAGUUGCCCCUAGAUAUUUGAAUGUGGCCACUCUCUCAAAUUUGUGGUUGUUUAUAUUGAUGUUAUUAUCAGCAUGGGAGUUUCUUGACAUUAUCAUAUAUUUUGUCUUUGGUUAAUUUAUGUCAAGGCCAGCCUUGAAUGAGGCAUUUUCAAGUUCCCUGAAUGCUUUAAUUAUGUCAUUACGGUUUCUACCCAGUAGUGCUAUAUCAUCUGCAUAUGCCAGGUACUUCAAUGGUUGGCUAUAUAAGGUUCCUGAUGGUCGUUGCUCUGUAGUAUCUCUCUGGAAAUAGUUUGUAAUGGUUCCACUGGUGCUAAUGUGAAUGCUUCUAAUAACUUUUUCUAGCGUGAUGUUAAACAGGAUACAUGAUAGUGAGUCUCCUUGUCUGAGGCCCAAAUUAACUAUGAACUCCCUAGAAUAUUCUCCCUGAACCUUGAUUCUGCUUUUGGAGUUGGCCAUUGUCAUGUGUAUGAGCCGAGUAAGCUUGUUAGGGACUCCAAGUUCUUGUAAAGUAUUGUAUAAAAGUGAUUCCUGUUUACGCUAUCGUAUGCUGUUUUGUAAUCCACAUAUAGUUGGUGUAUGUCGAUGUUAUAUUCCUAGCAUUUCUCCAGGAGACAUCUUAUAGAAAAAAUAUGAUCCGGGGUUGACCUAUUCUGCCAGAAUCCACAUUGAUAGUCCCCUAGGAUCUGUUCACUAUACUUUUCCAAUUUUCUCGCUAUAAGUUUUGUGAGGAUUUUGUACAUUACAUUAAGAAGAGAGAUACCUCUAUAGUUUGAGCAUAUCAACUUAGAUCCCUUUUUGUGGAUUGGGAUUAUGAGUGCCGUGUCCCAUUCAGUUGGCAUUUCUUCCUCCUGCCAAAUUCUGGUUAUAAGUUUGUGUAUUUGCCUAUGCAGUUCGCUACCACCUAGCUUUAUGAGUUCUGCAGGGAUAAGGUCUAUUCCUGGGGCUUUGUUAUUUUUCAUGGUGGAGAUUACAUCUUUUAUUUCAUUUAAAGUUGGUUGGUUGACCAGUGGGUCCGGUCCUCCUUGUGGCGGGGCGUAAUCCUCAUUGGUUCCUCCACCUGAGGCAUUCAGUAAGCCUUCAAAGUGUUGUGCCCAUCUCUCUAGUACUCUACUGCUCUCUGUGAUCAAUUCUCCAUCCAUGCUUUCACACAUGUGGGAUCUUGCUUGAAAGCCAUUCUUUUCCUGCUUUAUCUUCAGGUACAUUCCCCUCACAUCUCUUUCUUUUGCCAACUCUUCUAUCUCUACUAUUUUUUAUUUUUCCCAAACACGUUUUUUCUUUCUGCAAAUUUUGCUGGCCACCCUUCUUGCUUCAUUAUAUAAUUGUCGUGUUCUUCUUGUUUCCCUUUGCAGCAUCAUUAGCCGAGCUUUGUUUCUUUGUUCUAUAAGUUCUUUGCAUUCUGCGUCAUACCAUCCUGUUCUUUUCACUGCUGGUUUAAAUCCAAUCGUUUCCUCUGUUACACUUGUGACUAUUUGCUUCAUCUUUUCCCAUUGCUGGUUUAUAUCAACGUUGCUGGCUGAUUCUCUUUUGGAUAAUUCUAGUAGAGUUUCAAUCUUCUGUUGAUAUUCCUCAGUAAUUUUUGGGUCCCUACUCAGUUUCUGACUAUUGUACUGUUUUUCUCUUUUAUUUUGUUUAUUGUGGAUGUUACAAAUUCUUUGCUUAUAUUUGAUUCUAACAAGCAUGUGGUCUGAGUCUAUGUCCGCCCCUCUACAACUUUUCACAUCUGAUAUGUCCGAGCCAUGCCUCCGGUCGAUGAGUACGUGGUCUAUUUGAUUACGGGUAAAUCCAUCUGGAGAUAUUCAUGUCCCUUUAUGUAUUUGUUUAUGUUGGAAUACUGUGCUACUGAUUAUCAUUCCUUUUCCCAGAAGCGAAGUCUAUAAGACGUGUCCCGUUGUCAUUGCUCUCAUCAUGCAUACUUUCCUUUCCGAUUGUUGGUCUGUAGACUAGGUCUUUCCCAAUUUUCGCAUUGAGAUCGCUAAGGACUAUUUUGAUAUCAUGUUGUGGAGCCUCAUCAAAACUCUUUCCAGUGUUUCGUAGAAAGUUUCCUUCAUGCUUUCAUCUGCAUCUUUUGUUGGAGCAUGAGUGCAGAUUAACGUGAUGUUAAACAUUUUUCCUCUAAUCCUUAUGGAGCAUAAUCUUUCACUCACUUGUUUAAACCCAGUGACUGCAUUUACUUUCUCUCUUUUGACUGCAAACCCUGUUCCUAAGGUAUUUGUGUUGUUUCCACUGUAGAAUAUUGUAUAUUCCUUUGUAUUUAGGAUAUCUGAGUCUUUCCAUCUAAUCUCCUGUAGUGCCGCAAUCACGAUUCUAUAUCUUAAGUAAUUCCUCACUGAGGCGGGCCAAGGCACCUGCUCUGUAUAAACUGAGUACAUUCCAAGUCGCUAUCCAAAUGUUAUGUGUGUGGUCAGGCAUGAGUCGAAAUCCAUAAAUAUCAGUCCGUUUUUCUGAUUGUGGUUUUACUUUCGUAACAUUAGCUUUUUUACGUGACAGGGUCGUGUUUGGAGGUUUAAAUUUAACCAGAUAAUAUAAAUAUUUAGCACUAGCUCCAUACAAGCUGAUUGAACAUCUGGUAAUCAUACUGAUUAGUUGUGCUGAAAUUUCGAAUAUUGGCUGUUCAUUGUGAUUUCAGAACUUGCAAGGAAUGACUUUUUUAAAAUAAUUUUUGUUUGUAAAAGCUGUCUAUUUCAACAUUUGAAAUAACUAAAAUAAGUAUGGUAUUCUUGUUACUUGAUACUUACAUUUUUACAAAUUUUACGGACAAAUGCUAAAUAAAAGAUAUAUAAUUUUGACAAUAUUUAAAUCAACAGUGUUUCCUUGAUGACAAAGGAGCCUCCAAUCUUGUGAUUGACCUCAUCAUUAAAAACACCAGCAAUAAAGUAUUUCUUGAGACAGUGGAGCUGGGAAUAGCAUUGCUUGAAGGUGGAAAUAGCAAGAUUCAGGUACUUUGGAUAAAACCUUUACAAUGCAGUUAAAGUGGAAAAUAUAAGAUCAAACUAAAAAUUGUAUUGCUUCUCCUUUAUAAAUUUAAAAAAAAAUUAAGUCACACCGUGGGGCAAUCCGUCAACUAUGCACCACCGCAACACCUCCAUGGUAGAAGCGGUAAGAAGAAGGCGUGGAACAAAAAAAUUUGGGGGGACUAAGGCCAAUGAGACCUAAACCUGAAUUAAGCCGAUUUAAUCCACUUUGGUAAUGAAGUCAGGUUCCAAUUCAGAAGGGAGUUAUGAGAACUAUGUCUUCCUGUUCAUUUUUUAUAAUUUAUUAUUUAAUUUUUAUGUUGUUUGCUGUAUACAUUAUGUGAUAAACAAAUUUUUUUUUUAAAUAGCUAAGAGAUCAUAGACUGAACGUUACAGAAAAAGCACCAUUAGAAUAUUCAUUUUUAGCUCCAUGUAAUUAUUUCAGCCUCCCAGCUUUAUUGUUUAACAGUUUGGCUUUAUGUUACAGAACACAUGCAAUCAAUGACUGACCAACCAGCUAUAUUUAAAAACUUAAGAAUGAGACAAUCCUUAAUGAUAGGUACUAAAGUGCCCAUGAACCAUUCCUCAGAUUAUAAGUUGUCAAGUCUUAAAGCCUCAUAGAGAAAAUCAUUUCAUUUUUAAAAUCCAGUACUUUGUUCUGUUCUCAGAAAUCCAUUUUCCAGAGAUUAACCACUGAUAAGGAUGCUGACAUCUUCUUCAAAGUGUUCUUUGAUCGUAUAAGAGAUGCUCAGGCUGAGAUACGCAACACUGUCACUGUCAACACAUCUGACACAGAGCACCGGCCACACAGAGAUGAGGAGAAGAAGAAAAGAGGUAAGACCUAGCAAAUCAAUAUAAGUUUGUUGCAACUUUUUCUGGUUUGAUGUUUGAUCUUACAUUGUAAACAGUAGAAUUUUGUUGUGCUUCCUUGGUGUGUCAUAUUGAGCAUUGUAAUUAUUGACAUUUAUUCUUGCCAAUUAAUAAGUUAAUUGUGAUAUUUUUGUUAAAAAUUUAAAAUAUCAAAUUAGGCAAAAUAAUUUUUUAUUUGAGUUGGGGAGCGGCAUUUUUUGGCUAUUUGACUGUUUAGCUAUGCAUGCAGGGAAGGAAAAUAUGUAAGAGAAGUGUGUGCUUUAUAUAUGGUACUGAUUUUUCUAACCAUUUUUGGCAUGCAUGAUAAAAACUCAACCAAAGCACCUAAUAUAAUAACUCUCAGAAUGGAGACACCCUCUAAUGUAACAUGUUGAAAAAAAUACAUUUCAGGUAUUAUUUCCAUUCAUUUGUAAAAGAAUAAUUUUUAAAAAUUACCCACCUUCAAAAAUAGAGACGGGCUUUAUAAAAUGUAGUCUUAAACCAUAAUCUAUUCUUAAACCAUAAUCUAUUCUGACAAUGUUUUAAUAAAAGAGAAAUAUAAGACAGCAGUUCUGCAACAUUCUGGAUUAAUAAAAACUUAAGUGCAUCUAAUUUUUAAAAAUAUGCUCUUAUUAUUGAGGAUCUAACUUGAAGCCAUUUUUAAAUUAUAUAUAGCAGUGUGUUUAGUCAUUUCUAUUAUAAGAGAGCUGUUGCACUCAAAAGAGAAAAAAAAGUUUGGUUCAUUUAGUACCUAGUAAUUGAAUUGUUGUGGUUUGGGGUGGGAUCCCAUUUUGUUUAAAUAUUUUUGACACAUUUUGAAAUUAUGUUACGUUUCAUUAUCUUGCAAUCAAUAUUAUUUUGAUGUUUAAUUUUGCAUACAAAGAAAAUGUGUGGCAUGAUGCAUAAAAAAAAUUUGAGAGCUUUAUAAAAUAAGUUUUAUUUCAUUGAAAAGCAUUUUUAUCUUUAUGCUACUAGAUUUUCUUAGAAUCUGUAUUUUUGUCCUAAAGUUCAGCUCUUGGGUGGGUUUUACCCUGUAGCUCACCAACUGAAUGAAUUCCCACUGAAAACCAAUGAUGGCUUGCACAAAAUAUUAAUUAUCAUCUUUUGUGUGUGUGUAUCUAACUUUUUACUCAUACUAAUUUCAGUUUUUUUACCUUAAAAACUUUCAAUAAAAGUUCACUCUAUAUCAAUCAAAUAAAUGUUCACUAUAAAAAAAAUUUAAAUGAAGAAAAAACCAACGUGCCGGGUUAUCCCCAGAUUCCAUAACAUCUUUAGACAAUUUACCGUCCCAGUUUCGGGAUAUCCAAGAAGGUAAGCGGCCGGCUCAUGCUAAAUCUUCAGCUUGUUUCAUCAUUGUAGUACACAGUUGUUCUUCUUUUCAUGAGUCUAUCAAUUAGACGUAUUGCUUGCCAUUAGGUUUUGUAGAUCAUUUAGCUGGCUUUGUGUGAUUUAACUUACCAGACCCAAAUAUUGGGACAAAUCACUCUGGGUACAAAAUAUUGGUCACCAUUUGCAAUAAAAUCUUCAUCUCAUGAUCCAAAUACAUCUAACAAUCCAGAAACAUUUUUAAAAGUGGAAGUGGGGGCGAUGUGGAGGGGAUAUCUUUUUGAUAUACGUAGAGUUGGUACAAGUAAAACUAUUUAAGGGGGUGACAAAAGCAUGGUUCUAAGCUAACGUACUUGCUUUGGGUAAGCCGAUGAAGAAUUAAAAAAGAAUGAAUUACAUAUAAUCUACACAAUUACCAGGUCAUUAAUAAUGAGAAGCUCUAGUUCUUAUUUUAUGCUGUUUAAGAAGCACGGUUACAAUUUCAAUGUUUUUUGACAUACAUGUGACAAAGGGAACAAAACUCAAAUAUUUACAAUGUUACUCAAAACGAACUGCCUAAAUCUACUCUUGGCUGACAUUUGCUCUAAUUAUGUAACUUAAAGCUUUAGUAUAAUGUACAGAAAGGGUGCAGUAAAUUAAGUUUUAUAUCUUAAUAUUUAUUUGGGAAACAAAACAUUAUCGAUUAACAUUAUUACUCAGUUAAAUAGGCAGCAACAUGCCAUCAUUAGUUUAGUUAGGCACCGUAAUAAAGUACUCAUUUUUAACAUUUUUUCCUCUAUUCUUUUAAAUGCCUCUAACUUUGUUAAAAAUAACAUUGUUGUUUACCAUAGCUAUACAAAUGCUUAUUAACAUAAAGAAAACAUGAGUUAGCUAAAAAUCAUAAGUGCUUUUACAUUUUUAUGAUUUAGCUUUUUUUUUUUCCAGCUUUUUUUUGAAAAAAUAAGAUCACCAAAUUUACCCAAACUAGUUCUUGAAAUUUUUAACAACCUCAAAAAAAUUUCUUAUUGAUUGUUAUGAACGGUCUGCUUAUUAUGUAUGACAUCAAUUGAACAAUAUUAGUAUAGCUUGAUGUAAUUUUCCUUAACUCUUCUUUAGUCCAUGAAACUCAAAGAUGGCCAUUUUAAGCUGAUUAAAAAUAAAUCUAUAAAUCUGGUUCUAAUUUGGGUUUGACUAAAGAGAUAAUAGAGUAAAGAUAAUGAUCAUAUUCAUGAUAGGAAAAGAGACAGCAAAUUCGUUUAGCCCACUGUUUUUAUUUCAAUCAUUGUCUUUAGACAUUGUCUGUUUUUCUGUAUUUACUUUUCAACAGAGCCAAGGAGAGAAUGUCUAAGAGUUUUCAUGUUUACUUUUCAGGUUGAUAAAAAAAAAAAUUAAAAAAUUGUCUUCUCAUUUCAUGUUAAGUCUUUUAAAUAAAACAAAAUUUAAAAUCAUAGUCUAAUAUAAUAAAAUUGUUGCAUUUUUUAAUCAACACCCUAUUAUAUCAAGCAUACAUUUCAAGCAAUUUUGUUCACUUUAUUUACUUUGGCUAAAUGAUAUAUCUACUCACUUGCGUUAUUUUAUGCACGAUUUAUAUUUAGCCAUUUAGAAUACUACAGGCCACGUAUAGGCUUUAUACAAUAUGCAAUAUCACCGACAAAUAUUAUUGCUCAUAGUCACCAUGGUUUCACAAUAUUUAAUAACUUCAAGAACUUAGGCCAAUAUGAAGUGUUAAUUUAAAUUUUGUGAAGUUUUAUAAUUUAAAUGCAUUAUAAUUUUUGUUUAACUAUAUUUUUAUAGAAAGGUCAAAAUUGAGUUAACAUCAAGAUGAUAUGGACACUUUUAUGAAAUUUUAUGGGUGGUGUUACAAGUUAGCAUUGAGACAUAAUGUGAACAAUUUAAUUUGUAAAAUCUUGUUUUAAAAAGAGUCUGCUGCUGAUCAAGUGUUCAGAUUUUUAAAAAAUUAAACUUGUUUAACAACUGUAUUUCAGGGGUGUGCAAACUAUGGCCCACGUCCAUGCCGCCUGGCAACUAAUAUAUUAUGCAGCCCUCGAAGGCAUUUAGAAAUAAAAAAAUUACCUUGUUUUUAAGUUAUUUUGUUGAAUUUUACAGAAUUUCAUGUACCGUUAUGAUCAAAUUUCUUUCUAAUUUUCUAAUAUUUUUUUUAGACAGUCCUUGACUUUAGUCAUGUAAUGCGAAAAUGCGAUUUUAAUAUAGAGAAAUAUUUUUCAACAUGUAAAAAUUGGACAUAAGAUAUAUGUGGCUCCCCCAUAGUUUUACAUUUGCCAAUGUGGCCCUCUGCACAAAUAGUUUGCCCACCCCUGGUGUAUUUUUAACUUUUGAAUGUUUAAUAUUUAGAAGAUUCCAUAGCAUUAUCCACCAUUUUCAACAUUUAGGGACAAAAUGCUAUUAAGUUGCCGUUAAAUGCUUUUUGCAUGAGAAACUAUUUAUAUUUAGUAUAAUAAAGGUAGCACCUCUUUUAAGCAUCUUUACAGAAAUUAUCCAAAUCCAAUCUGUUCAAAAAUCAGUGUAAAUGCUUUUUUGUAAUCUGAUAGAUUCAUUGUGUCUAACUAUAGGGAUUACUAAGCCUUCAUCCAUUUUAUAUUUCCUUAGUGCACAGAUCAGAUGCUCCAGUCAAUGAUGAUCUAAGGAAUGAGUUUGAUGAUGCUGCCAGCCAGACGAACAAAGCUUUUGGCCACGUACGCCAGGUCCAUGGUAGGACUGGAGGGGAAGGAACUCAGGGAGAGCAUGAGGAAGGAGGAGAGGCAAGAUCAUUUACUUUGAACUUACCAGAACUUUAAAUGUAACUUGUGGUUUGGGGAGCAUGAAUUUUUUCAUUAGGGCAAGCAUGACUUGCUCAGUCUCUGUAUUGGUGAAAUACAAAAUGUAAUUCAUCAAAAGCACAUACUAUGGCCUAGUGCUAGUGCAUUUAUCACAUUUUAAUACAAUCCUAUAAAAAAAGUGGCAUCCUAACUAUUUUUCCCACCCUCCCUCUUGUAUGGUUUUUGAUCAUGAAAUAAUAAAUCUGAGAUUGUAAUUUUAGUUUUGUUUUUAUACGUAUAUACUGAGGUUACACUUAUCCAAAAUCUUAGCUUUUUCAGGAAAUGGGAUAUAAUGUUGAACAUGUGAAGAAUCAGAAUUUUUGAAAAAAUUUGAUAUAAAAUAUAGUUACUGUUGACAUACUCUAGUUAACAAGAAGGAAACAUUUACAAUGAUCUUAUGUCUUUACCGGUCUUAAUUAUACAAGAUAAUUUCAUUGUCCAGAAUCGUGGCCACCCACAGCAAUCUACUGAAGAAAGUGAGCGUCCUAAACAUGAAGGGUCAGAUGACAAGAAAAUGUCCCAGCAAAUAGCCAUCAUGAAACCAAUUCUCAGGUUUUUGCAGCUGCUCUGUGAGAAUCACAACAGAGAUUUACAGGUAAGCUCUUUGCCAGUCUGAGCUUGAUUGAGAAGAUAUUGUGUACCUUGGUCUUAGAUUUAAUAUUGAUUGCAUCUGUAUGGUUAGAUUGGGUCUUUUUCAAAUUUUGUUUGUUUUUUAAAAUGGUACAUUAUAGGUCAUUCAAUUUCCCCUGGAUGAAGUAUAAGAGGAUAUUUGAUGCAUUGACUUUUUCAUGUAUUAUUUCUAAGUACUUGAAUUUUUGUCACUCAUUCCAGUUAUAUCAUAGUCUUAUAUUCAUCUUUUUGUAAUAUAUAUCUAAUUUAUUUAUUGUAUGAGUUUUAUUUCUUAUUUAUUCAAUUUUUGUUCCUUUUAGAACUACUUAAGAACUCAGCCCAACUGUAAAAGUCCCCAAAACCUGGUCUGUGAAACCCUCCAGUUCCUAGACUGCAUCUGUGGCAGUACCACUGGUGGCCUGGGACUUCUGGGCCUGUACAUCAAUGAACACAAUGUGGACCUCAUCAACCAGGCUCUGACCACACUCACAGAAUACUGCCAGGGACCAUGUCAUGAGAACCAGGUAACACACCCAUUGAAAAUGUGUUUAAAACAAUUUCUGAAUGUUUUAAAUAAUUGUGAUUUGAGUAUGUGCUCAAAGUCAUUCCUUGGAUCAUCAUUGACUGGAGCAUCUGAUCUGUUCACUAAGGAAAGAUAAAAUGGAUUAAUUUUUACUAAUCACUAUAGAUACACACACAAUGAAAUCUAUCUGCAUUUGAAACCAGGAAAUAAGGCAAAUGGUUUGUUCCAUCUCAAUCAGAUAGUGUAUGGCCCAACAACAAAUUAAUUGGUUUUGCCGCACGGUCAAAAUGCAAGUCAGCCAACCUGCAUUGCAACCAUAUAAUAGCAGACAUUCUGGUUUCAGGGCCAGAGGAAGACCAUGCCAUCUGUGUAUUGACUCUGUUAAGUGGAAAGUAGAAGAAGUACAUGCUCCUUAAGGAUUAAUAUGUAAUUAUUUAUUUUUACUGUGUGAUUUAAAACUGCAUUUUAUUAUUUGCUUAUUUUUAGAAUGCCAUAGCCAUGCAUGAGAGCAAUGGCAUUGACAUCAUUGUGGCCCUGCUCUUGAUUGAAAUAAAGUCUCUGGGCAAGAAUCGUAUUGAUUUAGUCUUGGAACUGAAGGUCAGUACAGAAUCUGCUCAUGGAAUGCAGUAUUAACAAUUUUCUAUGCAUGUCACAUAUGUUAAUGAGUGCCAGUAAAUUAUUUUAGUUUAAAGUCUUAUCAUAAGAUGAGUUUAAUUGAAGUAAAGAAUUUAUUGUUAGGAUCUAAUUGAACUUAUCACCAAAUUCAUUUCAUAAUAUUCCUUAACUCUUUAAACAUAAAGUUUUACUGAAUUAAAGGGCAUAUGAUUUAAUUUUAUUGUGUGAAGCUAAUGCUGCCUUAUAUUAUUACCAUCGUCAUUUAGAAAUUUUCUCAUUUACACCUUUAUAAUCCCAGAUCAAUAGUUAAAAAUUUGUUAAUGCAGUUUAGUUUUCUGUUGUUUUUUCUUUCUUUUUCUGUGAUUAAAAUUCAUUCAGAUUUAUAUCUACCACAUCCACCUCCUAAGAAAGGUGCAUUUUAGAUAAUCCUUUGAAUUACCCAUAUCUACUCCCAAUCAGAACAACGCCUCUAAGUUACUGCUAGCCAUCAUGGAGAGCCGUCAUGACAGUGAAAAUGCUGAAAGGAUUCUGAGCAACAUGAGAACCAAGCAAUUGGUGAGUCCAUUGUUUUCUGUUACAUAGCCUGAAAAUAAUCUUUGGAUAGGUUUUAAAUUUUCAUUGUGUUCUAAUUCAAUUAUUUAUAUAUUCAAGACAUCCCAUCCAUGGCUCUUUUUUUUUAUUUUUCAAUUUCUUUUCACAUUGUUGAAAUAUUAAUUUUUAAAGCUCUUUUUUAUAAUUGACUUAGCCAAUUUGUUAUCUCACGAUAUGCCAGGGGUCGGCGAACUGUUUGAGCCAUUAACCAAAAUAAUUUUUUUUACACCAACGUUACACCCCCCCCGAUUAAAAUGGAAGAAAAUCAUAGACUAUUUCAAUUCAAAAUGGUUUAUCAAAUAUAUUAGCAUGGAAAAUACAAUUAUAAAUAUUAAAGUACAAAAUAAAUUUGAUGAAAAAAUUUAAUAAAAUCCUUCAUAUGGAAUAAAAGGAUUUCUUUGAAAAAAUGUUCACCUCACAGGAGGAUGACACCAAAUGCAAAUUAGUAAAUUUGACAGAGCUCAAUCAAUUCAGAUUCACACACAUCAAACUAAGAUAAAAUAGGCAAUGAGGAAAAAAUUACAUAUACAAGAUGAGUCACUAGAAACAACAAGUUAUUGUGUGUGUUUGGCUAUUACACAAGCCAGAUGCAGUAUUGACAGGAAAAAAAUAUUUCUUUUAAAAGACCUGCUUUAAAUAUAAUUUUAUAUUGAGCCCUAGAUGCCCCCAAGAUUUUCAUUUUUACCCCAUCUGGGGUAAUUUACCCCAGUUUGCCGACCACUGCGCUAUGCACAUACGCACUUUAUUUUGUCAAACAAUAGUCCAUUUAGUUAACCCAUUUUUGGCCUUGCCUACCCUAACAGGUGGAAUCAAUUCAGCAGGUUUUUCAGCAGGCCAUAGCCCUGGGUCACAUAGUGGCUGACAAUAUCCCCCAACCUGAAGAGGUUUAUAUAGCACUCGUGGCAUUUAUUUCAUGUCUUUUCAAUUUUUUUUUUACAAAGCAGUGUUUUAUGUUCAACCUGAUAAUUGUUUUUCUUUUAGCAAAUUUCCACUUUUUAGGGCUGUUUAAGUGUUUUUAAAAAAUGGUGUUAUUUUCUUUUCUUCUUGGCAGUGACUUCACAUUUUUUUUUCAUCUCUUAAAAUUAUUCCUAGUUAUUUUUGUGUCUGAUUUUUUUUAUUUUCAAGUGUAUGUUGUCCUGAUAAAAUAAAAUAAUUUAUUUUUUAAAAGUUUUUCUCUACCUUACCUUCUUAGAAAAGUUCUUUUUUUUUUUUUUUUUGAAAAUCUUUUUUUCAGGAUUUUUUAAAAAUUUUAUUUUUGAGGAUUUUCAAUUUGAAUAUAUUAAAAAGAUUUCCCACAUUAUUUUUUUUUUUUUUUUUUUUUUUUUUUUUUUUUUUUUUUUUUUUUUUUUUUUAAAAAAUAAUUUUUUUUUUUUUUUUUUUUUUUUUUUUUUUUUUUUUUUUUUUAAAAUUUUUUUUUUUUUUUUUUUUUGAAAAUCUAUUUGUCAGGAUUGUUGAAAAAUUGUAUGUGUGAGGAUUUUCAAUUUGAAUAUAUUAAACAGAUUUCCCACAUUAUUUUAUUCGGCUAUCUUGUGACAAGUAUCACGUUCACCUAUCCCUAUCAACUUCAAUAUGUUAAAAUUAUUUUUUUUAAAUAUUCCCUAUUCUUUUAUAUUUCAUUAGGCUUUUUUUAUAGAAAAAUUAUAUUACAAAGCAUAUUUUUCUAAACUGGAAAGAAUGCAAAAAGCCUUACUAAAACAAUUAAUUUAUUGGUGUAAAGUAAGAAAUUUAUAAAGCGUAUUUGUUGUUUUGUGUUUAGUUGUCUUAAAGGUCUACAUUGACUAUCACAACAUAAUAUGUAAAAUCUAAGGAAACCCUUUAAUACAUUAUAAUGUAUAGAACAGUAUUUUUCCAAGGUUUGAUGUGCAAUUUAUUUUUAAAACUCAUUGUAAACAAGUAUCCUACUUAAUCAAGGAUGAAACCCCAGUGUUUUAGAUAAUCACUUCCACGAAUUCCACUGUAGAAACAUAUUUAAAUUAUUGUUAUUGAAGGAAACAGUUGAAUUAGCUCUCUCAUUGUUCCCUUGUCGGCAAAUUAGGUGUUGUUGUAACUAUGGUGUUAAACAGUUGCUGAGACUUGGCUGUUACGUGACUACUGUUUGAUAGGAUUAAAAUAUGUUGACAGUAAUUAAUUAUUUUUUAACAAGAUCCAUAAUACAAUCCCCCAUUGUUGGACGGGACAAGUAGAAAUGAUGAAUGUAUUCAAGUUUAUACAAGUCAACAUCAUUGGUUAUUAAUCGCAUUGAACAAGAGACCUGGCUCAUCUAGUAGUUCAAGAGUCACACAGUUAUGGAUUAUAUCAUAAAGUUUGUGCAUAACUCUGUAGAUAUUUCAUUUAAUGGUGUGUAACUUAAACUAAACAACUGUUCCAUAUAUGUUAAGGUUAGGUUUGUUGUUAUACUUUAAUUGUAUUAUUUUUUAAAAAAAUAAUAGUUAAUUUGUUUGAUCAAUCUCCCCUUUUGUAAAAAAAAAAAUCUUAGUGAAGCCAUGACACAAAUGUUUAAAACACACAGUGAAGCAAUAGCAUUGUUUAAAUUAUGCAGUGAAGCAAUGACACUGUUUAAAACACACAACGAAGCAAUGUCACAAAUCACUGAAGCAGUGACACAAAUGUUUCAAACACACAGUGAAGCAAUGAUACUGUGAUGCAAUGACACAAGUGUUUAAAACACACAGUGAAGUUAUGUCACUAAUCUUUUUAAAAUUUAAAUAUUUAAGUGAGGUAAGCUAAAAUGAGUGGAGGUAAUUUUCUUAUUGUGUAUAAAUAUGCUGUCUCUCCAUUUUGUGGCUCAAGCUAUAGCUGUUAAUUUUUCAUUGUUUUAAAUGGGUUGUUGUGAUGAUAAAAUUGUCUUAAUACCUAUCUGAACAAGUGUUUAGAUGUUUAAUCAAAAGGCACUUAUAUUUUUCUGCAUAUAGUUUUUAGGAGUUUCUGCACAGAGAUUUUGCAUGUUUCAAAUUUUUUUUUUUUUUUUUUUUUUUGUUUUUUAGAUCAAAGAUGUAUUCUUUACAAAUGCAAAGGUAUAAAAAGCCUAAUUUUUUCAAAUUUUUUUUUUUUUUUUUUUUUUUUGCUAUUGAGAUCAAAGAUGCAUGCAUUACAAAUGCAAAGGUAUAAAAAGCCUAAGCCUAAUUAUUGACUUCAUCUCCUAAGGAGUUUUAACAAAUCAGUUUAGUUUAUCAUGUGGUACUGUUUGGUCAAACCUUGUCCUGCACCAUGGGGGAAGUUCUUUAAGAUCAUCAUAUCAUGUGGACAAAGUUGAUAUUUAUAAUUCUUCCCCAUUUAUGAUGCUAGGAACUAUUUUUAUUGACCAUUGUAACCAUUUUUGUAAUCUCAUUAAUUUUUUCCCCGUCAUACCAUAUUAUUGUGUAUUUAUAUGCUUGUAUGUUCUCAAUGGAUACAGAUGGACAUAGCCAUACAAGCCUUCCACUCUGAGGACCCAGGCAAAGAUGAGGCUGCACGUUAUGACAUAGAUGAUGAGGAUGAUGGGAUAGAGGAGAACAACACGUCACCUAAAGCUGUGGGCCACAACAUUUAUAUCCUUGCCCAUCAGGUCAGAGUUGCUAGCAGAAAUGAUAAUUUGAGUUAAUAAAACUAAACAAUUUAGCAACAAAAAUGUUAGUGUGCAAAAGUUACUAUAUUACAAAAUUAAAUUUUAAGCGACUUGACACUAAAAACUAAAGAAUUAAACUUCAAGAAAUAUUUUUCAGUAUUUAUGUAUUAUAGGUAAUUUAUUGAUAAUGAACACAGAAUUUCUCAACAUUUCCAGUUGAGCUAGCUCCCUUUUCUUGCAGUAUGGGGCUAAAGCUUGCUUAUUACAUUAAUAAACUUAUUCUUGAACCAAAUAUGAGGAUCAAACUUUUUCAGCUGUCCUAAUAUUGUAACAUAUGAAAAGGGCAUGCUUUAACUACUACAUGCACAGCUAAAGGGAUAUCAUAACUGAUUAGGGAACAAUAUAUCAAGAUAUUUUUGUUUCCUGCAGCUUUCACAGCACAACAAGGAGUUGUCUGAUUUGUUAAGACCUGGAGGAUAUGACUUGUUUGGAGACCAAGCUCUGGAAUAUUAUCAUAAACACACAGCACAGAUUGAGGUAUCACAUUUAAAAAAAAAAAAUUAGUGUUUUCAAGGUGGUUCUUAUGAUAUAUUUUUUGUACAAAAAAAUAAAUUUAUCAACAAAUUAAUAUGUGUGCAUUGAUAAUAUAUAUAUAUAUAUAUUUCCUUAUAUAUACAGACUACAUAACCUUGUCUUAUGAUAAACACAAAUUACGUGAACACUAUUUUACCAUAAUGGGUAAGCAGAUGAACUAAUAAAAUAAAGAAUGUGAGUAUAGGAAGCAACUGUUUGGUAGUCAUGUGAAUAUUUAAGACCAUGUGAUCAUAGUAAUCAACUGUUUGGAAGUUAUGUGAUCAUAGGAAUCAACCAUUUGGUAAUCAUGUGAAUAUUUAAGACCAUGUGAUCAUAGGAAUCAACUAUUUGGUAGUUAUGUGAUCAUAGGAAUCAACCAUUUGGUAAUCAUGUGAAUAUUUAAGACCAUGGUAUCAUAGGAAUCAACUGUUUGGAAGUCAUCUGAUUAACGGAAUCAACUGUUUGGUAGCUAUUUGAAUAUAUUUGAAGUUUGAAACCAUGCAAGUUAUGCUAUGCCUCAUUAUACAUGAUUGGAAAAAAACUUUAUAUUACUUUAGAUCGUCCGCCAGGACCGCACUAUGGAAAGAAUAGUUUUUCCGAUUCCUGAGAUCUGCGAGUACCUGACCAAAGAGACAAAACUCAAUGUGUUCAAAAGAGCAGAAAGAGACGAGCAAGGCAGCAAAGUGGCCGACUUCUUUAGUAGGCACAAUGAGAUGUUCAGUGAGAUGAAAUGGCAGAAGAAACUCAGAAGUAAGUCUAUCUGAUGUUUAGAAACAACUGCACCUUACCGGUGACAAGUAUCAAAUCAUGGUAACACAAUGCCAGUUAUAAGAACUUUUUGAUGAAGUUUUAAGGGUGUGUUGGUGUCACACACUAAUUUUCUGCAAUUUUAUUUAUAAGCCAACACCUAUUUCAUCUUAACUUCGAAUUUUCACAGCAUGUUAACGAAAUCUUUGACUCUUGAAUUUCAUGAUAAAUGCUAUAUGAAAAAUAAUGAGGAUAUCCUGCACCUUGUUUCCAUUCCUAAACUAAAAUUUAAGUUAUCAAUAUUAAUUCUUUGUUUUUAAGGUUUUAUAUUUUAUUCAAAUUUAAUUUUAAAAAAUUUAAAAAGUUUCUGUAAAGGUUCCUUGCUCAUAACUUUUAAACCACUUAACUAUAAAUAAUUUUCACUCUAUUGACAAGUUAAUACUGUCAUAACAUAUUGAUAUAACCGCAUUCAUUGUCUUUUUUUCAGUGCAACCUGUAAUGUUUUGGUUCAGCAGUCAUAUGGGCCUGUGGAACAGCAUUUCAUUUAGUUGUGCUGUUAUCAUCAAUCUCCUGGUUGCCAUAUUUUAUCCCUAUAACACUCUGGAUUUCCGUAAGUUGAAAUUUUUGUAGCGUUAAAACUUAUCCUGCUAAGGUAAUUUAAAAAAGGAAAUGAGUAAAACAAAGUAUGGUCAAACCUGAAAAAAGGAAUGCAACAAAAUUUCCUUUUUUGCUAACCCAAUUGCAGUCUCUCCCGUUAUUACCAUACGGUAAUUAAAAUAAAGUGUUCAUGGAAAAUGAAAUCCCCAUUAACUUGCUGCAAAUUAUUAACAUAAUUCAUAAUUAAUAAAAUUCACCUUUUUUUAAAAUUCUAUUUAGUAAGUUAUAUAAUAUUAAGGCAAAAAAUAUCUGACAUAUAAACUUGACUUUUAGAUUCUGUUGGCGUACGAUUCAAUGGCCUUCUAUGGGGAGCUGUCAUGAUCUGCACAGCUGUAGUUGUCUUCUUUCCUCACCCCAUGGGUUUUAAAACAUUGCUUGCCUCCAUCAUAUUAAGAUUUGUCUGCACAUUUGGACUCAGGAUCACACUGUUUCUAUUGGGUUUGAUAAAUGUAAGUUACAAAUUGUACAAGGUUUAGGUGGUAGCAAGACCAUUGGUUUUAUCCUUAAAUUGAGAGGGUAUAUAAAAUCUAUGGUCAUCAAUUUUAUAUUCAUAUGGAAUUAUUUUAUUUUAGCUAACUUUUUUAAUAUCUUAAUCAGUGAAGUAUUGGCUUCUGGAAUUUCUAUAUAUUUGAGUAUUAGUUUUAUAAGUUUUAUGACCUUGCUCUGAGUAAUGCUAAUAAGGAUACAAACUUUCUUUAAAACUUUUUAAAAAUAAAAAAAAAAAAUUAUUUUCACUUCUACAAAAAUGAGUAUUUUAUUAGAUCUAAUUCCUUUUUUUUUCAUUAGCUCCUCAACAAAUUUGUAUUCAUGGUCAGCCUGUUGGGCAAUAGAGGAGUCCUUAUAAAACCAGUCAAUGAGAUCCUCUCAGACUUUGAGAUGGUUUAUCAUAUUGGCUACUUUAUACUCUGUGCUCUGGGAUUUUUCUUUCAUGAAUUUUUCUUUAGCCUUCUGGUAAGUUUUUAGUUACAAUUUUAACCUGUUAACUCAAUGAUGUUUUGUAUGAGAGAACAAUUAAAUUUGAAUUUUUUUUUUUUUUAAUUUUUUUUUUGUGUCUGCCUAAACCAAACCAAAAGUUAAAAAUGAAUCUCGGCUGAAACCAAAAGCUUAACUAGAGUUUUAGAUAUUUUGAAACUCGUUUGCGUACACAUUCUGCUGACGUUGAAAAAAAUGAAUACCUCUGCUUUUAUCAUUUGCAUUAAAAAUAAUUUAAAGUUUGCAAUGUAUUUUAAGAGAAAACUUUGACUUUAGGGUAAAAAUUCAUGCAAAAUAUACCCUUGGGACCCUUUGCUAUUAUAAUAAAAUUACAAAGCUACCUAAACAUAUUUGAUAUCGAUGGUAUUGGCCACUAAAAAGUCAAGGCUUAAGCCUUGAAGGAACUCUUUGUUCCACUAACCAAUACAUUUUAUUGAAACAUAUGUCCUUAUUGCUCGAAAUUUAAAUUUUUCGUUAAUCCGCCAUUAUCAUUGGUUGGAUAAUUUUAAAUUUGACUGAGAUGGAAGAAAAGUUGAGCGAAUGUUGAGCUAAGAUUAUAAUGAUAAUACAGUAGACCUACUAAAUAAUUAUUAAACAUAACAUUGAUACAUGCACAUGUGUGCAACUUUAUGAUUUAAAGACUAGUUAAUGCCCAAUUAUACAAAAUUGAAGUAAAUAAUUAUAUUGUCAAUGACAACAUUUAUGAGCAUGAUAAGGAUGAAUGUCAAUGAAAUGAAUAAGCCUAGGGUUCCCUCAUUUUUUUAUUUUUUUUAAGUUUUAGAUAAAAUAAUAAAGGAAAUGUUACCAUUCCCUUAGAAUGUUUUUUCCUCAAACUAUUUACAUUUUCCAAAGCCUAAUUUUAAUUUUAUUUUUGGAAAUAUUGGACAAAUAAGUCAUCAUGCAGCUGUGAAGAGCAUUAGUCAUAUAUAAUACCAACAGCAAGACGUCGAGCAAUAAUAAUUAUCAGAUUGUCGGUUCACAGAUGGACAGGGAGAGAGUGUGACUUCUGGUUGAGAACCAAAUGGUUAAAUCACUUUUGGCAGAAACCAAAAGUGAACUUUUCUGAUUUGUCCGAGCGACUACGCUGAAAAUGAUCAUAUGGCAGCUUUCGGCGCCAAAACCAAAACUUGGCCUCUUUUUUAUAAUAUAUAAACUAAUUCAAGGUGUUAAUGUUAAAAUUUUAAGCGUAAAAAUGUUAAAAUUUUAAGUGUAUUUAUGAUAAAGUCUGAAUGAUUAAUUUGAAGUUUUCAAUAUUUUUAGUUGUAUUUUUUAAAAUUCUAGUCUAUUUAUUUUAUAGUUUUAAAAAAUGUUCAGUAAAUACCUAUUCAUUACAUCAAUCGCAAAUGUAUUUUAAACAAAUAAAGUUUGUAUUGUAGGUUGUACAUGAUGAGGAUUAGUUAAUAUAUACUUUUUGCUAAAUAUAGUAAUAUCUGAAAAUGUAACCUGUGUCAAUACUUUCCACUGCAUCAAACCAUAAAAAAAAAUAUUGAUAUCAGCCUGUUGAAGUAACUGUAGCUAAUUGUGAGGAGUUUAAAAUUUCAGAAAUUUUAAAAUUGAAUAACUCACAUAAAUUUAUUUAUUGUUUGACAGCUCUUGGACGUUGUAUACAGAGAAGAGACACUACUUAAUGUUAUCAAGUCAGUAACAAGAAAUGGGAGGUCCAUCUUGUUGACCACUGUCUUGGCUGUGAUACUUAUUUAUCUAUUCUCUAUCAUUGGAUUCAUCUCCUUCCAAGAUGACUUUUUGAUGGAAGUUGAGCCACAGUCAGUUGCAAGGAUAGCACUGGAUGAUAAACCUCAAGGUACUUCGCCUGGCUUCAGGGUCUUGAGGAAACUAGUGUUGUAUUAUUUUAUUUGUUCAGACAAUAAAUUUACUAGCAAAAUGUUAAACAAUAAAGCAAAAAUCAACUAAGAAACACAUUUUUUUUAAAGCUGUAGGUUUACCAGAUAAUUGUUAAUCAUAUUUUUUUGUUUUUAAAUUUGAGUUUUGUGAUUUCAUUAUGUUGUAACAGUCAAUUCCACAAGUUGCCCUGCAGAUGGUGUCAACUGUACAGAAGCAGAGGAAUCCUAUAUUUCACAGAUCUUUCAAACUGACUGUAGGUGGCUUUUUUUGUGUACUUGAAAUUUAAUGUUUUAGUGCAGUACUUUCCAAACUUAGUGUUUGGACACAUUAGUGUGUAGCCUGCAGGGUUUAGGUGUGUCAUAAAAUAACACAUGUUAUUGUUUGAAGCAUUGCUUAGACUUUCAAACACAAUACACUUUGAAAUGAGUAAAGAAAAGUUCCAUGCAAACUUGUGCAAAUGGUAAAUAUGAAUUUAAUGAAAUGUAUUUGUUUAGGAAAAUAAGCAAAAUGAAUUUUGUGAUCUAAUUCAAAACAGACUUUGUGCACAAAAAUUGGUAUGUUGACCUUGCAGAAACAUUCUAAUAUUCAAAUAAAAUAAAAACUAGUAUGAAAAGAAAAGGAUAAAAUAACAUGGGUUUGUUAAAUUCGUGCCUUAGGAUUGAGAGACAAGAUAGUGAUUUCGAAAAGUUAAAGAAGCAAAUUUGGAAAAGUAUUCCAAAACUACUGAAUGCAAGCUAAAAUGUGACUCAUUAUGUACCACUUGACACUGAUCCUAGAGGAGGCUUGUCCUUACUUCCAAUGUGCUAAAAUCUAAGAUUAGUUUUGGAUAAGGAAUCCAUUUCUGGGGAGAGACACUAUGUUUAUUUCUGCAAUGGAAAAUACACUUUGUCUUCUUUUCUUUAUUUUGAAGGCCCACGAUCAAUGAAUUGAUCAUUCUGGCUCUUAUGUUUCAGAGGGGAUCGCGAUGUUACUGUAUAUGGGUUUCAAAGGGAUACUACACUGGUUGCAAGGGCUACUCAGCAGUGGUGUUAUGAACUGGGGGUUGGAAUACAGGAGGCAAUAGACACAAAUGUGUCAAGUGUAGCCGCCUCAACUGUUGCUUUUGGAAGCUUGUUCCACUCCCCUAAUGUCUUAGGCAGGAAUGAGGAGCUCCUGUACUUUGUUCUUGUUUUUACCAGCCGGAACUGUCUGUCGUGGCCUCGUCGCUGUCUGGGGGAAGAUAAACGAGUUUCUGUUUGAUGCCGGAGCAGUGGACCAGGUCAUUUUUUGAUCUUGUACAACAUGGAGAGCCUGGAUAGUCGUCGUCGUUCUUCCAAUGUCGACCAGCCCAGUGUUUCCAGCAUGCUACCAACACUUGAGGUGUUUUUGUAGCGGUUCAGGACAAAGUGUUCUGCCCGUUGCUGGACCGCCUCCAACCUGUCGAUGCUUUUCUGGGUAAACAGGUCCCAGACUGUAAAAGCGUACUCUAAAAGAGGCCGGACAAAGGCUUUAUAGGCUUUUUCUUUCACGCUUGAGUUGCCGAUCUUCAGAUUGUUAAUGUGCUCGUCUCAGCGGACCUCUCUUUGAAUGAUAACACCUAGGUACUUAACUGAGGAAACUGGCUCAAGAAUAUGGCCAUGCAAUUCGUAAGAGUGGUUUAAAGGGGAUCUGCUUCUGGAGACUGUCAGGGUCUGGCACUUGACGGGAUGAAAUUCCAUGUCCCAGCUCAUCUCCCACUCAGCUAACUGAUUGAGGUCUUGUUGGAGCUGGCUCUGGUCAGAACUGUUGACGAUUGUCCUAUAUACCGCCGUGUCGUCUGCGAACAGUCUUGCUUGAGAGGUCAGCUACUCGGGCAGAUCAUUGAUAUAUGCUAAGAACAAACAAGGGCCUAGCACUGAGCCCUGGGGGAUCCCUGACUUAACACCGACAAAGGAGGAGGUUUUGCCAUCUACCACUCCUGCCUGGCAUCGGUCGCUGAGGAAGCUAGAGAUCCAUGUUUUGGUAGUGCCCUGAAUUACAUAUCUCUGCAGUCUGUGUAAUAGCAAGCUAUGGUUGACACAGUCAAAUGCUUUUGAAAAUUCCAGCACAAGCACAUCAGUCUGCUUGCUGUUCUCAAAGUUGGUCGUCAAUUCUUCAUCAAAUUCAAGGAGUUGGGUCUCGAUCUGUUGACUCGAAAGCCAUGCUGACAGUCAUUGAGUAUAUUGUGUCUUUCCAGAUGAUUCAUGACCGCACUUACGAUUAUGUGCUCCAAUAGUUUACAUACUACGCUAGUGAGAGAUACAGGGCGUUAGUGGGCAGGGUCGUAGUGCUCCCCUUUUUUGUAGAUUGGAGUGACAUGCGCUGUUCUCCAGUCAGUUGGAACGUUGCCUGUGAACAGCGACGAUUGGAAAUGGAUUGUUUUUGCAGGAGCGAUUUCAUUGGCCAAUUCUUUUAGCACUCAUGGUUUGAUGUUGUCAGGACCACAUGCCUUGUAUGGGUUAAUGGUUUUAAGGAGUUCCAGCACACCCUUCUCUGAAAUCUGGAUAUCUUCCAUUGCGGGGUAGGCUGUGCUCAUCAUGUUGGUCUUCAGAAGGAACUCAACUUCUUCUGAGUACUCUCUACCAUCCCCAAAGACCGACUGGAACUGUUGAUUGAGUAUGUCCGCCUGUUCUUUGGGUUCAGACGUCAACUUGCCUUCCCAUCUCAGGGGGGAGAGCCCGGUGUUUGAUGACCUUUGAUGCUUGAUGUAGCUCCAGAACCGCCUGUUCUUGGCCGGAGUAUCUUUCUCUGAGAAGAUGCCGUUCAGGUAGCUCCAGUAAGAUCUGCGCAGUAAGCGUUGGAUGGUUCUUCGGAGCCUCCGUGCGUCGGCUUUUAGUUUGACCGAGCCAUUCUUCUUCAUUCAUUUGUACUGGUGGUCUCUCCUGUGUAUGAGCCUUUGGAUUUCAGCCGUAACCCAUGGUUGCUUUGUCUUAGGUUUGGAGGUCUUGUGUGGUAUGAAUUUCUUCACUGCAUCAGUGAUUCUUGUCUUGAAUUUCAUCCACAGCUCUUCUGUUGUCGCAUUACCCUGAAUCUCAUGUAUGCAUGUUUGAACUCAGCUCAGUCGUUGCAUUUCUCAGGCUAUCCCAAUCUGCCUUUGCAUAAAUGGGGAUUUCUCGAACAGCCUGUUUCUUUUUUAGCGUGCUGACUUGAAAUUCGCAAUACGGAAAACUGUUUCCUUACUUAAGUCUAAAUUUACAGUAAUUUUUACAUUACUUUCUAGCAUUAAAUCUAUAAAAUCAAAGUCUUUGAAACCAUUUCAGUAUCUUGAAACCAUUUCAGUAUCAUAGUGCCCGUUAAGAAAUUACCUUGAUUACUGGUACCAAGCAAAGGAAAAUAACUCCAUUUUUACCAUAAUUUGCUGUCUUUACAAAAUUUAUUUUAAAUCAUCUUUCAUCCAGUCAUAAAAAAAUUACAGAUAAUUGUUAAGAAGAGAUCGAAUUUUAAUUAAAAUAAAUCUAAAUUAGGACCGCUUAGACCUUCAAAUUCUUUAAUGUCAAUGGAAUGUAAUUGGUAAGACCAGUCAGAUCUAUCAUCUUCUUGGACAUCAAGAUGUUGAACUAAUUCAAAAGCAGCAUCACUUUUAUUACCAUUGUCUAUUUCUGCAUCAAAUUCAUCAUUUACCGACACUCACAGCUGAUACUGCUCCAGUUCCGGGCUCUGCUCCAAAUCCCUGGUAAAAACCCAAAACAGCUUUGUCAGGGAAAAAGGGUAUUGCGUAUAUAAUUACAACCAACCUGGAACUUAAGAAUGUGUACAUUAUUUAUGCAAAAGAUUUGUAAAACAAAAUAAAUAUUAUUUUAAAGUUUAAGCUUAUACCUAUAUUUUUAGGGAUUUUCUUACUUCAAAUUUUGUGAUGAAUAUCUUCAUGUAGAUAUUUUGCUUUCUCUGUUCUGUAUUCAGGGACCUAUCAUGAUGGUGAAGUGGAAGAAGGGGGUGAGAAAAUGAGGGCAUGUGACUCGCUUAUAAUGUGCAUCAUCACCAGCAUCAACCAAGGUCUUCGCAAUGGUGGUGGUAUUGGUGAUGUUUUACGCAAACCCAGUAAAAGCGUAAGUAUUUACCUAAAUUCUGUUUACUUAAUUAAUACAGUGUUUCCCAAUGUGGGGCCUAUACCUCACAGGAAGGGGAUGGGAGAUAUUUUUCAUUAUGGGUGGAAAUGAAGUCUCUGGAGGUAAUGUAUUUAUAUUUCUAAAGGGGGGUGAGGGACAAAGCUAGUCAGGAGAGGGAGAGCAUUAAAACUUUUUAGAUGAUGAUUUGAGAUGACAUGCCCCGAAAUUACCAACUAGGUUGAGCUUCAACCAGUUAUUUUAGCCUUAGCUGUGUUGGUUCUUCCAUUCUCCUUAACUAGACACCUUGUUCCGUUUAGUGGAUUAUUUUCCCUUUUAUCUCCACCCCUAGUUUCGUCUGUUCCUAAGACGCCUUGCCCUUUUCCCUUUGUCAACUCCGGCCCGAUGUGCCGACAUGGAUAUCACCCGCGUCGAAGAGCGUUAGUUAGCAACCUCAGCAAGCCCACCAGGCCACAAUCUGCUUGGAGGCAGCCACCCCUAGUUUUGAAUGUUUGCUCCUAAGACGCCAUUACUCGCCUGGUUUGACACCAGGUGAGACUCACCCUGGCUAUCUCCACCCCUAAGGAUACAAAUUUUAAUUUUAAAUAGAUUUUUUAUGGCAUAAAAGUACUAAAUAACUUCAAUUUUUUUUCCCAUGGUAGGAGCCCUUAUUUCUAGCGAGAGUUGUUUAUGAUCUGCUGUUCUUCUUCAUUGUCAUCAUUAUUGUCCUCAACCUCAUCUUUGGUGUCAUUAUCGACACUUUUGCUGAUUUGAGGAGUGAGAAACAAACUAAAGAUGAAAUUUUACGCAACACUUGUUUUAUUUGUGGUGAGUUUUGUCGUGCCAUUUUUACAUAUGAUAUACAGUACCCGGUAGGUAAAAUCUUAUUAAAAAAUCAUAAGGUCUCUUUCAAUUUCAAAUUUAUGACAUCCUCUGCUAAGUUGGCUUUGUACCAAAACCUAAAUAGCUUAGGAUUCUAAAAAGCAAAAUCUCAGUGUAAGUUUUUUUAUAGAAAAAUCAAAUAUUAUCAUAGUUUACUUGUGAUGUCUCUCCUCUCCAUAUUUUAUGGAACUCUUUGCUUCACCUUUUCUUUUAUAUUUCUUAAGUAUUGAGAGCAAGCUAAUGACAGCAAUGCCACAAAGUCACUCAUUGCUUGUCUAUGGCUAGCUUGUAUCUCUGCCAGAGAGAUGAGAGAAAACAAAAAAACCACAUGGUCCCCAUCAAGAUAAGUCUAGGGAUUCAUUUUCAGGUCUUGACCGAGCUGCCUUCGACAAUCGAUCUGUGACAUUUGAGGACCAUGUCAAGCAUGAGCACAACAUGUGGCACUACCUCUACUUCAUUGUGCUGGUCAAAGUAAAGGAUCCUACAGAGUUUACAGGACCAGAGAGUUACGUGGAUGCUAUGAUAAAGGCAAGUUACUGUUAACUCGCAUCAUUUUAUGUUUCUUCAUCUACUGUGAUGGUGCAUUUACUACUUUUUUAUUUUUACUUGCUUUUCCAAAUAUAAACUUUUGAUCAAAUAAAUUGUAUGUGUAAGCUGUCAUAAAUCUGGCUUCAUGAGCAGUCUUGUGUUGUCUUAUCAAAUUAAAACCAAAAAAGUUGUACUUCUACUUAAAAUCGUCCUGCUCUUAUUUUUAAUGCCUGUUUCAGAAUUAUUAUACCUUGGGACUGCACAUUUUGAUUAAUUAGAGAACAUUUCAUGUGUUAUUGGCAGUCUUUAUUUAGGUUAAUUUCUUCACUUAACUAAAUAUGAAUUUUACAUUUUCAUAAUUUAUAAAAAUAUUUUUUUAAAGUUUGACAGAAUGAGAAAGAUUUUGUUUUUAAAUAAAUUUUGAAAUAAUGUUGUCACAAAAAUAAGAAGUUUAAUUCAAAGAUUUAGGUUAAUGAAAAAUUAUUGAUCUCUUUGCUAUAACUAUAAGUGUAAUUUAUCAACUAAAACACAAGAGACUUGUGAUAUGACCACCCGAUAAGACAGAUAAGAAGUUGGUGAUGAGGAAUGUUUUUAAUAUCCAAUGGUUUUUGUAUUAAUUACACACUGGUCAUUCAGGAGCGUAACCUAGAGUGGUUCCCACGCAUGCGGGCCAUGUCAUUAGCUGCUGAAGACAGCGAAGGUGAGCAGAAUGAAAUUAGAAGCCUUCAAGCCCAGUUAGACUUGACCACAAGACUUGUGCAGAAACUUUCAGGACAGCUAACGGAGUUGAAGGAACAGGUUAGUUUAACAGAACCAGCCAUCUCAGUAAGCAUAAUGAUCAUGAGUAAUAAUUUAAUAAUGCUGUAGUAACAUAGAAAUGGUGAGAAACUGAAGAUAGUAAUACUAUUACUCUUGUAUUACUAAUAGUAAAGCCUACAGCAAGAGUUUAUUUGGAGAAUAAACUAAAAUACCCAGCUUCUGUCGUAUCCGGUAAUUUGAUUGACAGAAAUUUUGUUGACGGUAAAUUGAUCAGCGGUAAUUUGAUCGAACGGAAAUUUGGUCGAACCUUUUUUUUAAUUUUACUUAAAAAUUUUGCUUCAAAUUUCUUUUUGAACGCAUUAUUUUGUUUUACUAUACAGUAUAAUGCGUUCAAAAUGAAAUUUGACGAAAAUGUUAACAUGUGAACUGAAAAAAAGUUUUGACCAAAUUUCCGUGGAUCAAUUUACCGUCUAUCAAAUUUCUUUCGACCAAAUUUCGGUAACCAGCUUCUGUACCAUGUGACAUCAAUAAACUUUCUUAAGCUACUUGCAUUUCCUAAUUUUCUAUCCCUUAACUCCUAUUUACCUAUUGAAUGAGACACCCUGAUUCUAGGGGUGUUUCUAUUAUAUUUCUACUGUUUUAAUUUUGGUUGAUACCUUUGUUGUUUGUACUUUUUCUGUAACUUUCCCACAUGAUGGUCUAGGUAUUUCCCUUAAAUCUGAAACAGCUUGAAUAAAAUUUCCCCAAUUACCCUUUACAGUCCGAUGCGCCUGAAAAGCCCGGAUUUUGUCCUAAAGGCUACCGUCUGUUGCGGCCAAACCGCCCGUUUCGAAGUUGUUUACUUUUGUUCUUAGCACAGCGGAAAUCCAUUGCACGUUACAAUUUAUAGUUCUACGGGAAGAAAGACUUGUUUUCGGAAUUUAUUUUGAUACUAGUUUGAUCGCGGUUUGUUUAGGGGCUCAUUUUCUACUAUUUUUUUGUAAAAGUUGCGAUUUUUUUCGCUGUAAAAAAUGGCUUUCCAAGCCUUGGAUACAAUUUUGAAAGAACUUAGGCCUAAUGAAGCUUCACUAUUUCAUGAGACUAGCAGGGAUAGUAAAGAAUCUGAUAGAGACAUUAAUUUAAAUGAUGCUACUAGUAACUACUAGUAAUUGUGAUUCAAGUGAAGAAGAUUGUAAGAGUAGAGACAUCGAUGACAACAGACUUAUCAAUUCCAGUCCAACUGAUUAGCAAGAUCAUGAGUGGUCUGGGAAUGUUUCACAAAUCAAAGUGGGAGGGUCCCUGAGACUGUUUUUAGGUUUAACUUUUUGCUUAAAUCAUUUAUUUGUAUUUAGGUAUUUUUUAUUUUAUUUUCUUGCUUCUAGUUUAUUUUCUUUAAAUUAAUUAGAUAUGAACCUUCAUUUAAAAUGGAGUUAUGUCCCAUUGCUUGGGCGCUGGGAGUAGACAAGGCUGAAUAGGGUUGGACUGUAAAGGGUUAAACAAAUUUGUUCACAAUUUUUUUUUUCAAUCUCCCUAUCACUGAUGCUUCAUUGUGAUCUCAUCCAGUCAUUCACAUGCCUUAGAUGUCAGUCUUUGAUUGCACAUAUUUCUAUCACCAGAUGACAGAACAAAGGAAGCAAAAACAGCGCUAUGGACUGCUACAGACCAACCCAGUGCCCAUGUCCAUACCUGCACAAUUUUAGAGAUGCCUAAGAACAAAGCUACCUUAUUUGAAGUCUGAUGCCCUCCUGUUUUGUAAAAAAAUUCCUGAGGAAACUGUCCAUACUUUAUUUAUUCUCCCUGCUUUUUUAUUAAUAACAUUUUUUAAAUUAAAUGUUAGUGGUGCCUGUUAAAAAUUGUGUGUCUUCUGUCUUUGAAAUGACAACAUCAAAGAAAGCAUAGUUAUGCCAUAACAAAAAGUAUAUUUUUGAUUAGUUAUUUAAGUUGCCAGAGUUGUGUGCUUAGCACAUUGACAUUUUAUUAAUAGCAGGACCAACCAAUGUUUCAUUUUCUCCACACAACAUUUUAUGUGCACAACAUGCAGAACAACCAUUACUCCAGACCUGUUUACCCUCCAACUCUUAAAAUCGUACAAUAUCAUGACAAAAUCUUUCAAUACAAUCUUAAUAGUAUAAAAAUAAACAUAAAUUAUGGCUUAAACUAGUUGAGGAUGUCACUAGGUCUUUUCAGUGUUUAUUAAAGUAUAAUGUAUACACCUCAAAAUCAUACAUGGUACGCCAAAAUCGUAAGAAUAAACAGGUCUGUUACUCUAUGUUUAUGUACUGGUAUUGAUACAGUAAGCAUACCCAGCAUCAAUGUACCUACUAGGCCACCAACCUCCACUCAUCCCCCAAUACCAUUGGCAUUGUUGCUUAAAAUACUUAAAUUGCUAUUCAAUAUUUUAAAAUAAAGAAGCAAAUGAGUAAAAAAAACUCCACAUAAUUUUAGAUUAUACAGUUACCAGUAAAUGUCCUCUGCUUUUGUGUUCUCCUGUCUUGCGUUGAAUAUUUAUUACACUUAGCACCUUUUAUUACUGUUACUUUUAGCAUAGUACUUAGUCAUUGCUGGUACCCCGUACUAUAAGUUUUUGUUUCAUUUCACUAGUGCAAAGAAAAUUAUUGGAGAUAAUACUUAUCUUAAAUCAGAUUGCAAAAGCAGUUAGGUCUUUAAUUUGCAUUGUAAUUCCCAGAAGACAGUUGAUUAUGCUUGUCAAAAGUUAAUCAGUUGGAUUUCUGGCUAUAUGAAGGAGCAUUCUUUCAAAUGUCCUUGAAUAAAUAUGUUCUCCUUCAAAUACAGAGUAGAGUGAAGCUUUGCUAAUGAAAGGACUAAAUAGCAAACACUGGCUGAAGCCCUUUAAGUUUAAGUGCAAACAUAUAUACGGUCUAGUUCUGUAUUUAAUAAAGCUAUAUCUUUCAAUUGAGUCUGUUGAUGAAGGCUUCCUGCUGUUUGCUGUGUGUUUAGCUUUACUCUACAUUGCAACUUUAAGGUUUUUAUGAGCUUUCUUACUUUGCAUUUUUUAUUGUACAAGAAUAGCCCUCACUGACAUUCCAGAAUUACUCUAUGCAAAGGUUAGCAAAUAUUUUAAAAGAAAAUAAUUACAAGCGUAUUUAAUGCAAUGCUCCUUAUAUUUGAAAUUAUUUCAUCAACUCCUAACAUCGAAACAAGACCUUGAUACUAAAAUUUCUAAUAAAGUGCCAAUCAAAACAUUGUCAUUUUGCUAUUCUGAUAAGGAAAUAUAAAAUUUAUUUUAUAAUAUAGUGGUGUGCAUCAUAUUAACAAUUCAUCUCAAGAAAAGCUUACUUUAUUACAUUUUUAGAUUAUUUAUUAUAAUAUAAAUUACCAUUUUUAAAGUAAAUAUGAAGAUGUAGUAAUAUCUGAAUAUACAUAUAUAUUGGAUUUCACUGUAUUUGUAAACAGCAUUUAUGUUUGUUAAAAAAAGUAAUGAAUUAUCAGUAUACUGUAUUAUAAUUCUGUUAAUGACAAACAUAUAAUUAAAUACAUAAAUUAUAUUAAAAACAUUUACUAUAGUCCAAAUUUAUUUUCAUUAAGCUAGAAUAUUUUAUAAAAUAUCUAUUCAAAUAAUAUAUCUACAGUUAUUAAAUUGAUAAGCAACUCUGAUUAUAUUGAUGGGUAGCUUUUUCCUACCUUAUUGAUUAUUGUAAUUUAAAACCCAUCAUCUUUCAUACAUUAGUCAAUGUAAUUGUAAGUUAUUUUGGACCUUUUUCCUAGAAUGAUUUGUCCAUUCAUCUAUACUAAUCUUUAACAUUUAUAAGAUUAAAAUAUGAAUGAAAUAAUGAACAACAAGUUACCAGUCUGCCACCCUGCUACUUUAAUUCAAAUCAAUAAUUGUGUCUUAUAAUUGGUCCUUUUUCUUACAUUUACAUGUAACAUUUAUAAAAAUGUUCAAACAUGGUAAUCGAUUGAGGAUGCUGCUUCUCACAUUGUUGGUGUAAUUUGUGAAUUUUUUUUAUGUAACAUUGUUAUUUAAUGUAUGCACUUUGGUAAACAUAAUCAAAACUUUUCUACUGCCACAAAAAGAUAUUGAAGUAUUUUAGUUUUCCUUUAAAGAUUAUUGUUUCAAAUAAAUG
Molecule: messenger RNA, 63583 nt
Organism: Lymnaea stagnalis (great pond snail)
Lineage: Eukaryota; Metazoa; Mollusca; Gastropoda; Lymnaeidae
Source: the annotation of a GenBank genome assembly